ACUGUACGGCUGCAGGAGAGAGAGAGAGAGAGAGGGAGACACACACACACUCACACACAGGAGAGUAGAAGAAGAGGAGCCAGUUGGAGGAAGCACUAAAGCCAGGGACAAGAAGAAGAAAGAGAGGAUAUACUUGUCUUUUUACUUCUCUCUUUCUCUUACUAAAAGACUACUUUGGGAUCAAGUGGCAGCAGAUCAGAGUGAAGUAUACUUCACCUGUUUUUGCCUCCGUCUGUCUCUGCCUUUAAAUCUUUUUACUUUUCGCACUUGAAGCAAUUCCUCCACUUUUUGAAGAGGUUGUAUUGCGACUGUUGAUGGUCGCUCAUCACAAGAGGAAGGAAGCUGAUAGGAUCUUUUAUCUGGUUUCUGCAGUGCAGCAGCAAAGCAGGAUGCCUGCUGCGAGAAGCAGGGAUGGAACCGGGUCAGGAGGCUGCAGAAUGCUGCUGGCAUGGGUCGUCCUGGUGCUGGUGGCAGGACCGGGAUUUGUGGAGGCAUGCCCCGCUCCCUGCAGCUGCCUGGGGAACACAGUGGACUGUCACGGUCUGGGGAUCCACACUGUGCCCAAAAACAUCCCCAGAGGGACCGAGAGGCUGUGAGUAACCAUAGAUUGACCACGUGUGUGUUCAGAUUCUCCUUUACUUGUGAGGAUUGAGAGAUGCAUAGAUGAGGGGAAUCCUUCAGAGUGACGGCAUAGUGAAGCUCCACACUUAAAGGAGUACAGAGCUUUAAAAAGAAUUAGGUCCUCACAAGUAUGUCAAACAUGCAUCAAUCUCUGUUUGUCCAGAUGUGUGUCAAACUUGAAAGAAAGCAUGGGAUAUGUGAGUCUGAGUGAAAACUGCUCUGUGGUGCUCCUUUUGAUUAUUUAUGACUCACCCGCUGAGCAGUUACUUCAUCCUCAAGUAUCUGUGUGCGUGUAUGUGUGUGUUUCUCUGCACAUGUUUGUGUGUAAUUCCAGGUUUGUUGCAGUGUUCCCUCUCUCCUGCUCUCUUUGCAGUCGUCUGCUUAACUUCUUAUCACACACACUUUAACUGUCCACUUGUCUCUCAGGAUUCAGAGUGACAGUGUGUUGCCUCACUGCUCUCUCCUGCAGGUUUUCUUUCUUUCUUCUUCAAACUCCUCUUCACCUACUUACAUCUUCUACUUAAUUCUUCGCUGUAUCUGGGUUCAGCUUCACCAAAAGAACUCUACAAAGUUGAGAAAAGUGACAUUAUGAUCUUGUUUUGUGGGGCUGUACCUGCUGAUUAACCUGACUACAUGAAUGUUUAGGGUAUUACAUGAAUGUCUUUGUAGUAAAUAUCUUCUGACUUUUGAUACACCGAUGAAACUGGUGCACCUGUGCAGCUCUCUUCCUUUUUUUGUCCAAAGCUAUCAGCACAGGUAACUGUAAGCUUUAUGAGUAUGAGACUCUCUGAAGAUGCUUGUUCUCACAUUUUCAUAGUGAUUGGUCUCAGUGCAUCAGUCAUGAUGGUCUAUACUCUGACAUUAUAACCGUUCAUAAAGGUGUGCCACAGGGCUCUGUAUUAGUUCCCCAUUAGUUUACUAUGAAUGUGAACAAUCAGGAGCAAAAUGAAUCAGAUGCUAUGUUACUCUUUUCUGCUGGUGACAGGGUUACAAACAGUCUUGUACAGGCUGUUAAAUACUUGCAAAAUGUGUUUGAUGUGGUUCAGAAAAUUUAAACCUUCAUUUGAACCUCAUGUUGUUCACCAGCUCAAAGGCCGGGUCACCAAAUGUACCUGUGGUCUCCUCAGAAAGGAGAUGGGGGUUAUAAGCACUUACAAGAAUCUGGUAUUCUAGUUGAUAACUGGCUAAAUUUGAAACAUCAUGUGCUGCACUUAGUGGAAAAACUGAGACUAUUUUCCAAACUUUUUUUUUUUUUUUUGUAAAAAAGUGUCUUGUUGCUGCAGCCUUUUCUUACCCAUACUGGACUUUGGAGAUCUAUCUGGAUAUUUGGUUGGCUAACACAGUGGUUAACCUUCAUUUAUAAGGCAUCUCUUUGCCUGUUAACACAGUAUCUUCGACUUUUUGUCACACAAAGAAAGAGCUGGACAGUGUUCAUGCUGGCAGCACUUUAUCAUGCUCUCCAGCCCAAAAGAUUGUACAGAAAUUUGUUGAGGGGCUUUUGGGUUUUUUGCACCCUCACCUUAGAAAUCCUGUUUUUAAUCUGAAUCAGAAUACUUUGUUUAAAUUCAGUCAUUACACCUUUACACUUGCUCUUAAAAAAUACAAAUAUUAAUUGAGGGAGAAUAGAAAUGGGAAUUAAAUCAGAAAUUGCAAUGGUUGGUAAGAAUUGCAAAAGAUUAGAUAAAGCUGGUUAUAAAGUGCAGAGAAAUGAGCUAUGUACAAGCAUAGAGUAGGGAGUGCAUACAAACCCAGUUUGCAGUGUUGCACUGUAGGCUAUUGCACAUAGUAUUGUACAGUUCAAUAGAAUAUUGCACAGUUAACUUUUUUUAGGGUGUCAUUGGGUUUACAUUACCUGGUAGCACAAACAUGACUAAGAGAGAGUUUCUUUUUACGUUGUUAUUUUUUUUGCCUUUCAACUGCAGCCUCACCUGAGGAGGACCCCCAAAUCCUCGUACUCUCUUCAAGGCCCCUUUUUGUGUCUAAAACAAUGGCGACCAUAAAUAAGCCUAAAAGCUCAAAAAAAUGAACUCAACUCUCUGUUGAUACUUGGUUUAGAGUGCGACAUAUCAUUUUAGAUAUAGACCAUCAGAAGAUGAAGAUCAAACACAUGGACAGAGUAUUGAUCUUUUUAAUUUGGAUUGAACAUUUCAGCGUAGACUUUAUCUUAUAUGGAGAAGGAAACACUUUGUGUGUUCAGUCUUUGUGUGCCCUGUUUGUUCUGAAUGUACUGUAUGUUCUGUUUGUGCUGUAUGAGACCCUCGGUGCGUGGUGAACAUGUAUUGGUUUAUAUACUCUAAGUGUGUGUGUGUGUUUAUUUCAGGUUCUAGAGUGGCUGUGUGUGAAUAAUUGAUGAUUGUCAGCACAGAUACAUUAUCCCCCUUGCUCUCUGGUUUACUGUAGCAUGGAGGAUGCUUUUUCCCCUCCGAGCCAGAUAGCUUUAUGGUUGAGGACGAGGUCUCGCCCCCCCCAGUCAAAGAGAAAUGGCCCGGAAAAAACUGUGAGCCUGCAGACCCACUUGCUCGUUUGUCUCUAAUAUCCCUGAGACGGUAACUGAUUCUAUGCUGGAGGGUGUCAGGCUCUACAAAGUAAUAACAGCUGACAGGGUGAGGAAAGUGAAAAAAUACUGCAGGAUAUCAGACUUUUACUGCAAAGUUAUCAAAGCUAAAAAAAUUUCUAUCAUCUGUAUCAGUAUCAGCACUGGUGUUGAAAUUGGUAUGAGCUAAAAAGAGUUUGACCAUGUCUGACAGAUGUCCCUUACGAGUGUGAAUAUAUACAAGUGUGAAUAUGAUAAACAAUUGUGAAUUUAUGUUGUUUAGUCUUUCUGGUGCUCACAUCAGAGCAGGGUCCUCUGCCUGCUACAUGCGGCACUACUUGACACUUAUAUUCCGGCGUAAGUUUAAGUCAUGGUCAAACACACCUUAGCACCAAGUUAGACCCCCCUCAAGAGAUGAAUUUUGCCGACCGCUAGCUUCUCUAGUUCCACCACCUCCAGCAAAGACCACACAUUAGCAAUACACAGUGGUGUAUCUACUCAUGCCGUGAGACAGGCAGCUUUCUGGCAAUAAACUGUGUCCAAGACUUUGAUUGGCUUUUCUGUCUCACAGAGAAGAUCAAUGUUAUAAAGUAUGUGUUACCGACACAAAAAUACUUGUAUAGGCCACAGGGUUUCCUCCAGGGUUUUUUGAAACUGUUGGGGGUUACAUUAUUAUUAUCAUUGACGUUAACAUCAGGGUCAUUUUCAUAGGCUUGAGCUAAUUAUUUUUUAAACUUAUCCCUGCUUAGGUACCUUUCUCGCCCUUUACUCCGCUCUGUUGCCUCUUCCCUCCCGCUCUUGAGCAGCCACAGAAGAGCCAGACAGGAAGUUGAGACUCCAGUGUUGGUUUUAAAAAAAAUUAAGUUAUUUGCAGAGCAGUGUCACAUUUCAUGAGUACAAUUAUACACUCUUAUUAUGGCCCGCAAAUGUGUGCAAAUAUAGACUUUGUGUUUAUAUGGCUCCAUUGAUGCCAUACAAUUUACAUUUGAAACAUCUAAAAAUAAAAAAGAAAAUAAUUCUCAAAGCAUGGCGGUGUGCCACAAUCAUUUAUUUAUCUAUACAGAAAUAGACAGAGUUGGAUCGAUAGCAUUGGUUAUAGUAUGAGUAAAAUUUUAACAACUCCCCUCUCUAAUUGGGAUGACAUUUUCUAUCUGUAAAAUGUGUCUCUGUGUAACCACAGGAAUGCCAAUGACGGGUAACUGUGCUUGUGUAAACAUAGCCAGCGCUACCUUUUGACCCCAGGAUUGUUUCCUCCUGUCAGCAGCGAGCCGUCCUGCAGACUCAGACAGAGGAUAGAAGAGAGGGAGAAUUCAUUAAACAGCUAUUUGUUAAAGGGCUUGUCACCCAAUUAGCAUGUAAAGUGAUCUGAGUGUGUGUGUGUGAGAGUGUGUCAGCUGGACGGCUCGCCACUGGGGGAGAGAGAGUCAGCGCGAGUUUUCGAGAGAGACGGAGUGUGUGUACAGUAUUCCCUGGGAGACAGGCGGUAAUAAGAGGGUCAUUUAUCAAGGUGACUCCAGCAGUCAAACUAAACACCUCCUCCUCUGUUGGUUUGUCAUGGCAACGCUGAAAAAUGGACGUCCCUCUGGGUCACAAUGAUCGUGGUUAUCUGAGCUGAGAAAAAAGGAAAGUGUGUGAAAAUGGAGAAGAGAAUUGGAGAAAGUGUUUUAACUCUGUUUGAAAGGCCGAUUCUGUCUGACAAUCAAUAACUCUGACUGUUUUUAAUGUCAUGAUUGAUUCACAUACUCUGAAUCCUUAGAAUCUGUAACUCUGAUUAAACUAACAUAGAUAGAUAGAUAGAUAGAUAGAUAGAUAGAUAGAUAGAUAGAUAGAUAGAUAGAUCAGGGUUGGUAACAUGGUAACACAAUGGCAGAAUAAUGGCUUUGUGGGUAGGUGGUUGGUGAUGGUUGGUGUCGAAGCCUCUGACCAGUUCAGAAUGAAGAAAGGGUGGGACUUCUCAUAAGGUCUUUAUCAACAACAAUGGGAGGGGUUGGUAGAGGAGAGAAAGUGUGAACACCUGUGUUUUUGGGGGACAGUUUCCACGUCCAGAGCUGCUGCUAAUGCUACCACAGGAUUGCUUUCUGCUGUUUUAAGGGUUUUCUUUGUUAAAUGAUGUUGAAACUCAAAGUUUGUACUGUUUGCUUUUCACAGCUUUAACACUGUCUGUCUGACCCUGAAGGAACUGUGUGUGUGUGUGUGUGUGUGUGUGUGUGUGUGUGUGUGUGUGUGUGUGUGUGUGUGUGGGGGGGGUUUGGGGGGGUCAAAGGGGAAAGUGAGAAGGCUUAGGUUGAGGUCUGUAGCUGACACAAAUGCCAUCAGUAGGAGAAAGUGAGAUCUAGUGUGUGUGUGUGUGUGUGCGUGCGUGCGUGCGUGCGUGCGUGCGUGCGUGCGUGCGUGCGUGCGUGCGUGCGUGCGUGCGUGUGUAUGUGGUGGUGUGGCACCAGUGCAGACUUCCUGGAUACCCACAACACAAACAUAAACAAAUGAAACCAUCCAGACUACCGAGAGCAGUCAGUGGCACAGUUAAUUGAAAAAACACACUCUCAGUCUGUGUGUGUCUUUAUUUCUGUUCCUGGAUGCAUCAUUAUAUAAAUUGGGCAUGAUUCAUUGAGAAAAAUAUUCAUCUAGCUAUGCAUAGGGGUGUGUGCCAGUACGUGUGUGUGCCAGUGAGCGUAGCUGCCAGUGAGGCGUCUAAUUGAGUGAGGAGUAUUAGCGUUAACGUGGACACAGUCGGGCAGACAGCAGGAAACUGAGGUGCCGCAUGCAAGCUUAAACAGCAAAUCGUAAACACACACAGUGCAGACUUGUUUUAGCCACUUAUGAGGAUAUUGUAUUGGCUGAUGUACUCAUCAGAGACAUGACCCUGGACCUCAGAACAAGACCCAGUGAUGAGUGUUAGCCGUUGGAAAACCAGAUGCUUUUUUUCUGCCAAAAUUUGAGCCUUCAAGAAAAAUGAGUAACAAAUAUAGAUCAAUAGUUCCCCUUCCAGCAUCCUCAUGUCUAAAGUUCAGCUUACAUUUUCAGCUGAAAGUUUGAUACGGCUGAAUUCUACAAACAGAUUCGGCAUAUAAAUGCAGAUAAAUCUCAAUAAAGAGAAAAGGCUUUAUUGUAUUAUUGGCAUUAAAUUGGAUUUCAGUUUUGAUGAGGACGGCUCCACUUAACUCCAUCAUAAGCAGCUCAGAUCGAUGUGACACAAAGUUUGGGAGCAUGAUGAAGUUGCUACUCCCGCUAAGAUUCAUGGUGGACUACUGUAUCUUCAACAUGUUGUACAACAGUGGUAUAAAGGUGGUAUCAGGCAGCCUCAAGUGGAGAGAGGAGAGCAGGGAGAGGAGCAGGAGGAGGCAGGUGUGUGAAUCUGUGUGUGUCUGAAAAGCCAAAGGACAGAAUGAGCCUGAGGAGAGAGAGGCUGUGGCGAUCAUGAUUUGUCAGUUACGUAAUUAUGAUUUCCAUUCAUGGGAAACUGGACUCUAUGGGCUCUGACAGGACACAGCUUAUGAGCUUAAAGCUUUCUGAAAAACGGGAAAAAAAAGGCUUUGAAUAUUGUGAACACAUUGAGCAGAGGUUGUUCAUGUGGUCUUUUUUGUUUGAGUAGUAACUAACUAACCUUCACAGCCCUUCACUCCCCAAUCCCCCUCUUUCUACACAUACACCUUAUUUUUCAGUCUUCACGGCCAGUGAUUUUCAUUUUCCUCCUGUUCUCUCUACAGCCCAUCAGUUGAAAAGAUGCGACUAAUGAAGUGGCGUUGAGUUUGUUUAUGUAUUUGUCACAUCUACUCUGCUGCAUCAAGAUGAAAAGAGAAAAGUGAGCAGGAAAAAGGAGGGCAAGGCACAGAAAAGAGGAGAUACAGUAUGUUUCAGGCUGUCAGGGGAAGAAGAGAAAGCAGUAAAAAGUGAUAGAGGAAACACUGGUAAUGAAAACAUUUGUCUUAGAUUUAAGAAAGAGGGUGACAGCGGGGAUUUCUGUGAGAUGUACGUAAUUGAAAAAGGCCUCUGGAUUCAGCAGUUUUCUCUCUUGGUCUGGAAAUAACUGUUCUGGUCUGCUGAAUGCCUGCAGCCACUUUUGGUUCAUUUACUGAGUAUCUAGGUGGAUAUUGUCAUGGACAGGUCUCAGUCCAAAUGAACUCCACCAGAGAGGGUUGGAAAGAGAAACCGCCAGCUCUGCAACAUCUUGUUCUGAUUGCUUUGCUCCCAUAUGACCAAACAAAGAGGGAAACCACCACAGGGUUGCAAAGACUUGCUUUGUAAAGGUAUUAAAGAGGGUUCCCUUGGUGUUUGUUUGGAGUAGUUACCAUGGUUUCUGUAGUUUCUGUCUUUCAUUUAGUUUGUUUGUCAUGGUGAAAGGUAUUCCACUUUAAUGCAGGCUUUCACCAAAGAUUGACGCAAAGACUGAUUGUUGCUUGUCUGCACUGAAAAUAAACCUAAUGGGGUUUUAAUGUGAUAGAUUACAAUGAACUGAGCUGCAGCCCACAAACACAGUCACUUGUAGGAAAUUUUGCCUGCCAAAUUACAACACAUCCUCUUUACUGUAAUAAAUAAAAAUGCAGCUUAAACCUGUAGACUGUUGACCUUAUAAUAUUCUAUAUAAAAAAAGUAGGUGUCAGUUUGAAAUAAACAAUUUUUAUCAGCACCAUGAAAAUCUUUUCAGUGAUAGUGAUCCGUCCGACCACAGGACUCUUUUACACUUUCUCUUGGUCUAUCCUGAAUGGGCCAUGAUUUCCAAAAGGAAUGUUAUAGUUUGAUUCUUUAGACCACAGGAAAGUUUUCCACUUUGCGUUGGUCCAUCCUGGAUGGAGCCCAGAAAAGACACCAGUGUCACGAUUAUGCCAAAAAGAAUGUCAAUUCCACAGACCACAGGGCAGUUUCCACUUCACUUAAGCCGAUCUUGAACUGACUGAGGCUUAGAAAAGUUGUCAGCUUUCCCAGAUCAAAUUUUUAUAUGACCCUCUCUUUCCAUAGUUCAGUUUUAACCUGCGCUUAUGAAUGCAGCAACAAACGUGCUCACAGACAGUGGCUUGUGGAGUUCACUUUGAGCUCAUGCAGUGACUUCAACUACAGAGCCUGUCUGGUUUUAAUGCAGAGCUGCUCUAGGGCUCGAAUAUUAUGAUAAUCCUGUAUUAGUUCUGGUCUUUUCACGAUAUUAUGUAAUGUAGAUGAUGAAAUCCACUCAUUCUGUAUAAUUCUCUUCAAAGGUACAUUACUCUGAGAUUGUUAAAGUAAUUACUCACACAGUCUCUUGCAGAACGGCAAACCUCUCUGUUUCUUGUCUGUUUUAAAGUGAAUUAGUGAUCUAAUGCUGACUAAAAAUAGUUAAACAGACACUAAACAGAAAGAACUGAGUCUCUUGACACUGUCUGACUUCAAAUUGCUGAAACAAGCUGGUUCUUUGGUUGAGGUUAUGAGGUUGAAAUCAGGCUGCCUGGACUUUGACAAUAGCACUUUUAUGUGGUAAUAAUUCAUCUUUUCCACUUCAAAUGCAAUGGAUAUUGUUGUGUAAUAAAUAGUAGAUGGAGAAUAAAUGUGUUUGGUUUCUUUUUGAUUGAUUUUGAGGAUUGGAGAUUUGAUCGCUCUCUCAUUAGCUUUGAGAGGACAGGGUUUUUUAUAGCUUGUGUUUGUAUCUUGAUACUUGCUGUCCCCCCCAUCCUGCACGGAUACACCAUUGAUUUGCAGAUUAAAAUAAACCAUUUGUAUUGAUGGGCCAUUUGUGUUCUUCAAUGCAUCCUGCUGGGCCGUGUGUUUGAGGCAGUGUUGUGUGAAAUAUUGUUCUGGUAUUUAGUAUCCUCUUAACUUGUAACUUAUUCACUUUUUUCACCCAGUAGUAUAAUAUAACUGGGAUGGGCCCCAUUUCAAAUACAUUUUUUUGACUCUUCCUCUUGCCCUGGAGAGGAUCUCACACUUGCAUUCAUGUACACACACAGACACACAUAACCACUCCGAACUGCUACAAAGCAGGCAAUCUGUGUCACCCUUUUAUUGAUCUGACCAGCCAAAAACCAGAAGCAUGGACAUCAGUCAAUAUGACACAUUUAUUUACUCUAAUCAGUUUCCCUCAAACCACCACAGUCCGAUCUCUUCAAUCUACUAUACAUCUGACAACAAGGUACAUAACAUUGUGUACUGAUCUGCACAGAACACAUAACCAAAAGAUUUGCUUAUGAUACAAGGUCAUAAGCAAGUAGUGAUGUACAGAUUACAUCAGAAUCCCUGCUGUCCAUAGGUAACAUGGGUGAGAGGCAUCAAUGCUCAAUCACAAGGCUGUGACACACAUCUUAUCGAUAUAUCAUCACAACUGGUCAGCAAAGGAGCAAAGCAGGCCUGCUCUUCUUUGCAAUGUAAAUAUGUAGGUUGCAAGUUUAGGAACUGACUUUCUUACGUGGACACAAGUCCUGAGAGAGGCUGCAAGCUGAGCAGCAGCUACCUUAUGGCAUACAUCUUGGUUAUGUAUUACUCAUAUGCUCUUGGUGUAAGAAGUUCAAAGUAUGGCAUAAAUUGAUGACACAGGUAAAUACUUGAAAAAUCUGUCUCAUGUUAAAACUGGUAUCUCUCAGGCAUUUGGGAGCUGCUAGCUGAGCGGCUAAAAUCUUACAGCAAACUCAGCAUUUCUCUUGGUUAUGGAUAACUUAAGAAUUCAUGGGUCAGAAGUUUAAUAGCACAGGAUAUAGUAUCCAUAGAGGUAAAACUACCUAAUCAAACAGUUUCCCAUUGAAACCAGUGUCUCCUAGGAGGAAGCACUCCUAGAAAGAGUGCUUCUUGGUCAUGUAUUACUUCAGAAUUCAUGAUUGGAGGCUAAUAGUAUUGGAUAUAAAACCCCCAAAACACACAUGCAAACAGAGGAAUAUGAUGUAGCAUUUUGAAACUGUCUAAUAUUUCUCAGACAGUGCUCAGGUUAGAUACCUAGCUCUUUUCAAAGAUCAGUGCUUCUUCCAUUCACUGUGCUUCGUCUUCCUUCAUUUCUUCGUCCCAAACCCACACCACACAUCCCAUCAUCUUACCCGCUGGCCCCCUCCUUCUUUCCCUACAUGCCAGAUCGAACAGAGGAGAGCAGAGCAGAGCUGAGCGGAUCAACUGCCUCACUGCCUACUGAGGCUUGUGUGUGUGUGUGUCUGUGUGUGUGUCUGUGUGUGUGACGCGUUCUGCUUUAAUGAGCUAUUGUUUGGCAGAGUCGCCACUCGAGGGGAGUCUGUCGCUCCGCUGACCCCUGACCCCGCCAUGCGGCACAAAACUCAAUUAAGCACGCCUCAUCAGGGCUGUAUCUGCACUCCCUCGUGUCUCUGUCCUCCUCCUCACACUACACAGACAAACCUUUGGAGUUUCUGGUCAUUAGUGGCUGUUAUUUUCAGAGUUGGUGUGUUUUUUAGCACCCAUGCCUGCACUUAAAGUGUGUGACCAUGCAAUCAUCACUGGCUGUGCUUUUUUCCCCCUUUCUGAUGGUUGUUUAACACGUGCAGUCUAACUGUCAGGGUAAUUUCACACACAUCCAGGGAGUUAUUCUGGACCCCCCGCCAUGACCUGUCUCCAUCCAUCCUCCAUCCCUCCCUCUGUCCCAGCCAAUCCCCUAGCUUCUGCUUUUUUUCCCGCUGUCUAUCACAGCUACCUCCUCCUCCAUCCUCAAACUGUAUAGACCUAAAAAGGUCUUUAUUUUCUGAUUUUAGACAAUAAAGCAGGGUUUGUAGCCCAAGUAAUAUUCACCAAUUAUGUACCAGCAUAUAUUGUUAUUGUCAGGUUUUUUCCCUUUUUUUUUUUGGCAAGUUUAGUAAGCUGUAGUGAAACACCUUGUAACUUUUAGUAACAGCAAAGCUAUAUUAUUAUACAGUGUUAUAAAACAUUAGUACGUUUUGACACAAUAGGAUAUGAUAGGACAUGACAGGAUAGAAUAGAAUAGAAUAGAAUAAAACUUUAUUGAUCCUCCAAAGUGGAAAUUCAUAUUGUCACAGCAGCAGCAGAUACGAAAAUACAUAGUUAUGACAGUAAAUAAGAUAAAAACCUAAAUGCUAAAAUGCUCCCCCGUGCUAGGACCUGUGUGUGUGUGUGUGUGUGUGUGUGUGUUUGUGUGUGUGUGUGUGUGAUAUGAUACCAUACUAUAAAAUUUGAUAUGAUACAAUACAGUACACAAGAAUAUGGUAUCUUGUGUUACAGUAUGACAUUAUACAAUACAAUUAGGCAUGAAAAUAAAUUAAUCAAUACGUUUAUAUUACAAUACCAUACAAUAUGAUACGAUUUAAUAUAUAGUACAAUACCAUACAAAAAAUAAAUUGGCAUAUGUACAUGAUGUCACAUCACAUUACAAUAUGAUGCAAUGCAAUACGAUAUGAUAUGAUAUGAUAUGAUAUGAUAUGAUACGAUAUGAUAACAUAUGAUAAGUUACAUUAGGUUAAGUUAAAUUCAUCAGCAGUCUUGGCUUGGUUCAAUUUAAUCCAGUUUUUUAGGGAGAGGGGGUGAUGUGGGGUUGGCUUUGGUUGCAUAAGAAUGUGUCUUUUGAAUCAAUUGAACAGAUCUACAACCAAUCAGAUUAAUAUGACGAAGCACAUAACAUUCCUCAUUUAUUUAACAAGGCUCAGACCAUGAUCAAGUGGUAGGGAGCACAAACAAACCAUACGCUACAGGUAACAUAAUGAUAGCACACAGCACAACCGUGGGUCAACAAAUAAGAAUUGAAGGACCUUCUUCAGAAAAGGUUUACUUUUUAAAGUGACUUAAGGCCUGUCUAAUUGCAAUAACAAGGUUAAUUUACACAUACAUGGACGGUUUGAAUAGAUACAUUUCUCUGUAGGUCAUAGGCAAAGACUGUGGUCACUGAUUUUUUUAGGUUAGUGUGUGGCUUGCUAUAUUGAAAAAAUGGCCACCUUAGCCUGAGCAAAGCAGUGCUCAAUACUCAGGAGUCUCAAAAGCUAACUGAGUAAAGUCCCAUCAUGAUUCUGACUCUCAUUUUGAUUUGCACAACUUAUCUUAAAGUUGGGUCAAAAUAAGGUUUUUUGCAUGGUAUUUUCGAGUGUUCAGGGAUCACGAGAGCUAAUCACAGCCAGAUUAGCUGCUACUGUAAGGUUGGCUGUUUGUAUUCCUGCACAGUGAAAUCAUAGCUGUGAGCUAAUUCUGCAACUUCACAGCUCAUUUUCCUGACUGCAUUUGCCAAUGGGCAGACAGUGCCUGAAAGUACCGUGGCGACAAGUUUGACGUAGACAAUCAAAAUACACACGACAAAGCUGCUCUAACAUGGAUCCUUCCUUUAGAGGGCUUGAAAACUUUUCUGCUUUUGUUGUUGACCUUAAAUGUCAGUAAGGUGACAACUGUACGUGGUGUGUUCAAGCUGCAUCCUCUGACUUCAGCUUUUAUUCUGUGGGAGUUUUCAAAGUUAACUUUGUUGAGGGUUAUUGUUUUUCUGUCCCAAAUAACACAGUGUGAACACUCAGGUUCUGCCUGACAACCUGCUCGGUGCAACUCUCAGGUGUCAGCCUUACAAGUCAUGGUGUGGAAAACUGAUUUCAGCAUGUAAAAAACCUUUGAGUGCAGGUUAUACAAGUACGGGAUAAAUAGAAACAGAUCUAUUGCUUUGUGGAACAAAGACGUGCUGAACUGUGAAAAUAAAGUCUCUGAAAGAAGGUAUUGGAUACUGUCUUGGUUCUGAAUUUAUUGUGCGAUCCUACUCUCAUUUAUUCUUAUGGGCAUGCAUUUUUCUCCCUUUCUUCUUUAGAGGGUGUUUUCGUUUGGUUUCCAUGGACAAAGUGUUGAUCCAGUUCACACACCCAAACCACAACCUCCACUCUCUCUCUCUCUCCUUCUUUCUCUCUUUACUCAGGACAGGACAAGGUCACUCUCUGCUCCACCCUUUACAGUAGUCCAGGAACAUGACACUCCACACACACACACACACACACACACACACACACACACACACACACACACACACACACACACACACACAGGUACGCACAUAGGGUUCGGUUUACCUCUGCCAGCACAAAGCCUCGUGGGAAAAGUGACAUCAUCCCCCCUCUUUCUCUGCAGCUGUCCAUCAAGGUAGACAAUAAGGUCAUAGGGUUAAACCUGACUGCGCCAGAUAGAUCGUCUGUACGAGUCAAUAUCACAUAACACACAGAGUUUAUACUGUUAGUGUGCGUAUGAAAAAAACUGCAGACUCAAUCUAAAACUAGUAAAAGACACAAAUCUAAGUAUGAAAACUGUGAAAAAUGAUGAUAGACAUGAUGCUCCAGUCAAACAGGAGCCGUUUCGUCACAAUCCGUAUGUCUGAACAAACAUCUCACAGAAAGUCUUUCUUUGGUUUUCCUGAAACUUUUAGCUGACAAUUACAGCUUUAUGGUAGAAAACCACCAUGUCCUUAAAGUGAACUUCCCCCGAAAAAGACUCUCACUUUGGGAAAUCAUGGAAAGUCAUUUCAGAGAGCAGGAACAAUGUGCUGUAUUGUGUUUCUGCAGACUAAAUUCAUUUAGUGAGUUCUUUAGAAGGCAGCUUACUUUCUGUGAGGUUAAAUAAAAGAAAGAAAUCGAAGGAAAACUUUGGUGGAUAAUUGUUUUUUUUUUUCUGAGGGAUGGAGUCAAAGGAUAAAACUAAACAAGUUUCAUCUGCUACUUAAAGGUUUUUUUGUUACCCAUGUAUAAUAAAAGCACCCUUGAAACUUCUGUCUUUGAUUUAGAUUGGAGGUUUUACAGGUCUCAUACACUUUCAAACAUCUAUUAAACAUCAUUUGGCCUUGUGGUUUGUCCAGGUUAAGGUUUGGAGGUAGAAAUAUUUUACUGCUGCCUUUGCUCAGUUUUUUUUACUCAACAGCUCAUUGUGAAUCUUACUACUCUGAUACUUCAGUAAUCUGUCUUUUUUACAUUCAGUGAUAAUGACAUUGAUUAUUUGAAUGGACUGAUUGGGAUCUCUGUCUUUACAUCUUCUCCUCUAAUCUGCUGUUAUCUUUUGUCUUUUUUGUUUUUCAGUGAUCUGAAUGGAAACAACCUGACAGUGAUAAGCAAGACUGACUUCUCUGGCCUCAGACACCUCCGAGUCCUGUGAGUUAGUAACUUUCUUCCUUUAGUGUCACAUCAUACCCUAAAGUGAGACUAGAAAUCUGAAACUGGAUCCUGGAACCGGUUCCUACUAGUUUAAGCCAUCAACAUCAUUUGCCUUUCUGCUUAAUGGUUCCUUUAUCGACCCUUGCAAAAACAAUGACAUCUUGCACAAAUUGAUGCGAAUAACUCAAAGUGCAAAAUCUGUAGCUGUGUGAUCUUAAGGAAGGGUGGGAAUACAAGCAACAUGCUUCAACAUUUGGCAAUGUAACGUGGCAUUAGAUAUCAAGAGUGCCAUGUGUUAGAUGCUCUAUGCUGACAGAGAUGCAUGCAGGCUAGGCUUAACAACAGAUUAUAUAUUUGACUAAAGACCUUAAUUUGAAAAAAUACUGUGCAAACAUUUUCUUGUUUGGUCCAUUUAGGUGAUAGCGGUGCUGGACCGAGUUCUGCAGUUCUGUUCUCUACAUCUGGAGACACAUUAAGCCUGUAGAGAUCCAAAGAAAGCAAAUAUUAUCUUUUUUUGCACAAGAAUUGCUUGUAUCAAAAGAUUUAAUGUAAAUCUACAGAGCCAUUUUUUUGCUCAGUGUGUGCAGAGACUUGUAAACACAGACAACCAGGAAUCGAUAAGGGAACUGAUAAAGAAUCAGAUUAAUAAGCAGAAAUGGUGAUGGCAUCAAUAUCAGUGAUGUAUCUAUCUAGAAUAUUAGAUUAGAUCAGAUACAUCUUUAUUCAUGCUUUUGGGAAAGUUCCCUCAAAGAAAUUAAAAAUAUAAUAGAUACGUUUUAAGACAUCAUCAUGAACUCAUUCUCACUGUACACAGACAGCAGACUGUAUCGUUGUUGACGCUUCAUUGCAGCAGCAGAACCUGAUCACUCCAUGCAGAUUAAUUUUACAUACAGAAUUAAGGAGUGAGGAAAUAAUAUCCUGAAGACCCCCUGUAGUUGGAUCCUGCAGGUGGACAUCUUUCAGUCUAAAUAGACUGCCUAACUGGGAGGGUAAUUCAUGAUUAUGAAGAUGAUGCAAGGUAAAUGUGAAAAGUGGCCUGCCAGAACUAGCUCCCAGUUGGUUUAUUUUACUGUCUGACAAAGUACUAGCCAUCGUACAGCUUGCUAGCUGUGUUAUGAACAUCCUGGUGUAGGGUCUGAAAUUAAGAAGGGUCUGAAUUCAUGAAUCCAAAUGUUGACUGUGCUGGACUUAUAAGAGGACUUAGUUUUUUUUUUUUUGUAAAGCUUUAUUUAAGAAACCAUCAUACUCCAAAAUAACUUCAUAGUUGACUUGGUAUAUUCUUAAUUUACUAAUUUAACUUUCCUCUCAGCUCAACCCAAAGUUCAAACAGACGUAUUUCUGUCAGUAAUGAGGCCAGACCGCGUUUUGCAGCUCUCUGGCUCUUUGUUCACAGGACAACAGCUUGUUAUGUCCGCUGAGAUUCUUUCUCACAUUUCUUUGCUGGUUUUCGGUCUGGUCGGAAGGUGGUGGUCAUUCCUGUGGUGCCAUCAAAAGCCAAAGGGAACAGAAGGAUCCUUAAGCUCUGCAGCGACACAUGAGCCACCCAGAGGUUCUUGUUUCGUGUCGGUGUCAGUCACAUUUACGACAGAGAGGGGGUUUAUCGUGACCUUUUGACCUGGAAACACGUUGCUGACGGGUGGAGGUUUCUGUCUGGGACUGUGUGAGUGUCACUGACAGACAUGAGGUGUGAGAGGGAUGACAUGUCAGGAGACUAAUGACAUCUCCAGAGCCCCCCUCAGAGCAGAUUAGCAGCCUGCUGGGGGUCUGGGGGUCCUUUCUGUCAGGAGAGGAUUGAGUGUAACACCCGAGGUUUACGGUAUGGAAGUCUGCAGGAUGUAUUAAUGGACCAUACUGAAGCACUUGAAACCGCUUCAGUCAGCAUUUACUGGGUCAAUACUAUAUAUUGGAGUAAGUGGACGCCUUAGUGGAACAUUCACUGCCCCCACGGAUGAGGUCUGCAGCCAGACUGUAUUGGGAAAAGUAGUACAUGGUGGGCACUGCUAGAUCAUGUAAUCAGUUUGUUAAGUUAAAAGCCUGCUGUUUACCCUGCACUUCUGUGUGCAGCAACACAACUAAACAUACAGAAACCUCACUGAUAAAAACACAAGAAAACUAUUUUCUCCUCCACCCAUACCUCAAUCACGACUUUUCAAUGUUCAACUCUAAUUUUCAAUAACCCUUGCAGUCAUCUGAUGGAGAACCAGAUCAGCAUUGUCGAGAGAGGAGCUUUUGAUGAACUCAAGGAGCUUGAGAGACUGUAAGAGCACACGAACACAUUUGCAUGUAAACACUGUGUAUGUAUAAAGGUGACUUAUAAACACAUGGAUUCACACUUUUGUUCUGUCCUUCUAGUCGCCUCAAUAAAAACCGCCUCAGCCAACUUCCAGAGCUGCUGUUUCAGAAGAACGAGGCGCUGUCUCGACUGUGAGUACUGUCUCCAAAACCUCCAAUCUAACACUUGAACCAUUCCCUCCUAACCUUUUUUCCAUCUUGGCUGUUGCUAUGGAGCUAACACAUCCUUGACUAAUUAUAGUUUUGUUGUGGUGUAACAGGUCUGGGCCAGCUGUUGCUAAUAGCUCUUGAAUUAAAUCAUGAUGUGUGUGAUUAGAAGGGAUACUGAUUAUUUGCCUUCAUAUCAAGUCGGUCUUGUCAAGUGGCUCAAACGACAGUAUAAAGACCACCGCUAUAUUUUGCUUUGACCCAUAUCCUUAUUUGACAUUAUUUAUCUCAAGUGAAUAAUAACUAAUAGAAAAUUAAUUAAAUUUGUUGAUAUGUGCUUGAUUAUAAGGAUUACGUUGUCACAUAUGAAGAGGAGUUACUAAGAUUCUUCCUGCAGCUUCAGGCUGAGUGACUGCUAGACUUCGGAAUCACAAAUUGACCCAUUUUUCUCACCUAGAAAACACUGCAAAUAGGCAACACAAAUCACUUGCAGAGUCCCAGAGGGGCAGGGAGCGCAGUCCAGCUUUAAUUUGACUCCCACGCGCAUUAAAACACACACACACAAAGAGCUUUUUUUCUUGUUUAAUACUUCAAACUUGGACACAGUUGGUCACUAUGUGGCUAAUUGUGUCACACACAUACAUGUUCACACACACACACACACACAGGCCUGAAGUCUUUGUUAUGUAGCAGAGCAAAGGUAUCCGCUACUGCCUGGAGACGCCUGGAUACACAGACAGAAACACAGCAGGAGUGGAGAAAGCAAAGCAAACACCACAGAACUAUCUCAUUAACUCUCAUAAGUCCUCAAUGACUGAUUUAUGAUGUGAAUGAUAGUGAUGUGGUACUUGUAUGUGAGUGUUAAUGUGUGUGGUGUCUGACACAGAAAAUGACUCGAGACUGAAAGACACUCUUACUUUUACUCUGAGCACAGAGGGCGAGGGAGUGGAAAACAGCCGUGAAAAAUGCAGCGAGUAACAGAGGGAAGCUGCAGCACAAGUGUGUGAAAGUAUGAGAGCAAUAAAUAGUCAACUGAAGUGCGUGUGUGUGUGUGUGUGUGGCGGGGAUUGUGAAUGUGUGUUUUUCUGUCCUGAUUAUUUGCUGUUUGCCUUUUUGGCAAUUUCACACUCUGGCUCCCAUCAGGGAAUAUCGAGAUGGACUUGGCGUGUUCGAUCAAUCAGCACACACAACACACACACACACACACACACACACACACACACACACACACACACACACACACACACACACACACACAUCGGGCUGCUUUUUGUUUGUGUGAGUUUUCCUCUCUUUGUCUAAAUUACCUUCCGUACAUCUGUCACCUUUUGUCCACAUUUCUUCCUCCACAUCCGUCUUUCCUCCUCCUCCUCCCCUUGAAUUCUUUCUUUUGUCCGUCUUUGGUUGUCGAGGUAUCUGGGCCUGAUUUGCUAUAUUAAAAAGGAAAAUGUACAUUUUCUGUUACCUGCACAUCAGUCAGCUAUGGCAUCACAUGUAAAGUGAUCAUCUUGUUAUAAUUGCACCUGUCAGUUUGUUAGUAGCAAGAGAGCAUGUUAUCAUUGAGGUUAUAGUGUUGAAAUCAGAGAACAUGGUCAAGUGUAAUGCUGCGUUCCAGAAGUCGGAGCUGGGAAUGACGUUACACCCGAGUCGAUGGCGGUCCAGUAAGCAAAUCGGAAAACCAUGAUGGACACCUACUGUUAGCCGUCGUUAGCUUUUGUUAACAAUUGUCAGCUGUCGUUUGGCAUUGUCAGAUGUUGUUAGUUGUUGUUAGCUAUACCAGUUGUAAACAACGUAUAACGUAGUAUUUUACUCUUACAAACACCAUAGCACCAUGUUUACAGUUAGACGUUGGGCAGUACAAUAUAAACCACUUAUGUAAUUUCACAAAAACAAAACACAAGUGCUAAUAAAUAAUACAUUAUGAAAGCUUUCACUGUUACUUUUAACUGUUAAUGCACUGUGCUGGCAUCUUAGAUUAUAACAUUGUUGUCAAGUCGGGGUUGGCGAGGAUCGUCUGACUUUACGAGUCGGAAAUUCAACUUCAGGGGGGCUUUCCAGAUGAAUUUCUGACUCGGAGCUCGGAAAUCCCGACUUCUAAGUACAACUGGAAUGCAGCAUAAGGAUGUGGGCAACUAGAACAUGUAACGACUCAUUAAUAUGAAGCAGAUUUACAGUAAUCCAGUCCCUAAGAAUUGCAUUGCAGCCCUACAGGUCAGUACUGGAGUCGUUUAGAAAUUAAAGCUGCAAGCAGUAACGAACAGGCUUUUAUACCUUCACUCACAUUGGGGCCUGUAACAGCAGUGGAGCUGAAUGUGCCUGUACUGCAACAUGUCUGCAGGAAAAAUACCUUAUUUUGCUGUUGCCUCCAUCUUUUGGAUCAUGGCACCAUCAGCCGGCUUCUACAUUCAACGGCAGGUUCCUAUAAAAAAAAGACAAAGGAAAACACCCAUCUUUCUGCUGACAAAACCAAUGCUAUUUAGAUAAGUAACUUAUCUGAGUUUAGAGACUAAUUUUCUCCAGAGUGAACUGUGGACUCCUCUGAAGUCUGCUGGAAAUCUGAAAAUGUCAUCUUUUCCUGUUAUCUAUCCUAUCCAAUACAGCAGAGUCCUUGAUGACAAUACAGAGCUCCAAAGAUUACUGCAACUAUACUUCAGGAUGGGCUAAUGAUCCUUAAGUUUAUCUUUUGACAUUAAGAAACUUUUUGAUUAGAGGAACAGGGAGCUAUGUUAAAAACUUGCCAGAAGUUGUUUAAACCCCAUGAAUUGAUGUCAUAGAGCCCAGUUUUAACAAUACUGGAAUUCCCCUUCGAAAAAAAAUUGUAACACAAACCUCAGUCAAAAUAAAUGUGCUGCUGAGCAGACUGUUGAUGAAAUGAAGCCUGAAUAGAUUUCACUCAUGGAGAACAGUCCUUUAGCUCCUGUUUAUUUAUGGACCAUUGAGAGCUAAUGCAUCUGUUACCUGAUCCGCCUCUAGACCAGUUGGCAAACCUCUGAUGAAAACGAAUUGAUUCUGUACUGGCACAUCAAACACUUUCAUCAGGCAGUCUGUGUCAGCCGGGAAGGAGUCUGUUUGACUGCUACAUUACUACAUUAACUCAAAAAUUUUAAAGGUACAGCAUCAUACUAUGGGAAGACUUCUCUAGAUGCUGGAAUAUGCUGAGAUGCGGGCCAGCUUCGGUUGAAAAGUGUGCAGAUACUAUACAGCAUAAUAAAGCUUCCUCUAUGCAUGCUGUUAAAACAGAGUGCUUGUGUCUGCACCUAAAAACUUAUGUGCUUCAGUCCAUGAUUAUCCAUGUUUACAUGCACAGUUAAGGCCAGCUUUCCCCAACAGCACUUUUCUGAGUUACAAAAACACAAAGAUUGUGUUUUCACAGCCCAAAUCUUAUAAAUGAAGUUGUACCAAUGUGUUAGCCUACCAAAGAUCCAGGUAGAUCACUUAAGUCCAGAAUGGGUAACGCAACAUAAAUGAGUUGGAACGAUGAAAACACUGUCGUGUUUACAGCUCUGUAUUGUUAGCAUGAUAGAAACGUUUUUUUUUUUUUUUUUUUACAUCUUUCCCUCGUCUGUCAGGGUUUUGUUUACUAACUACCUUCUACUAUCUUCAACCAAAAUGCCACUCUAUAGCCAAGAGACUAAACACAGCUCACCUGCUCUCUUCCAGCAGCCGCUUGUUUGUACAGAGAACUCCGGGCAAGUCCAUUGACUACAGCAGGGUGACACAGCUCAAGGAAGAACAUUUAUGAUCAUUUCUUCAUGGAAAUGCAAUCAGACCAAGACACUAAGGCAGAAGAAGAACUACCACGUCUGCAGUGCUAAAUGACUAAUAUGAUGAUUAUUACUUCAAGAAAAAGAUAAAGAAAUGAUUAUUAAUGUUCUUCCUUAAACUGCGUCACCACGGUCGUUACUAAAGUUGGUAAAACUAGAGAAGCAAGCAGUUGGCAACAGUCAUCUCUCGAGGGGGUGUCUAACUCAGUGUUAUGGUGUGUUUGACCCUAAAUUAAUUUUACGCCGGAAUAUCCCUUUAAGUGGCAUAAUGAGCACUGCAUCCCUCUCCUGGUUCAGUCCAUUACAGGAAUGCAAGGCCUUCAGUAAAUUAAACAUACAGUGGGGGAAAUAAAAUGGAUAUUUGAUGUCCGAAGCUUCACCCAAAACAUUUUCACCCAAUCAUUGUCUCACUUACUGAAACUUGAAUAUAUUUGUCAGAUAUUCUAAUUAUCAGUGAUGUAUUAUCAGCUCAUCUUUGUCUUGUUUUUGUCAUGAGACCAAAAGUUUAUUUUUGUCAGAUUAAUUAAUCAUCACAGCCUUCUCCUCGGCCUCUGCUUAGUUUCCACGAUUUUCCAUGAUUUACCUUUCUGUCCUCUAUUUCUCAGUCCUGUUGUUCGCCCACUUCCUUCUCUUGAAUUUUCCAGACUCUCAUCCCUCUCUUUUUCACUCCCCAGUCUUUUGUUGGCUCUGAGUGGAUGUGAGAAAAGUUCAUUCCCCACCCAGUAAUAGUCCUUUGUGUGUUUUGAUAAUACCCAGAGGGUGCCUGAAUCUGUGUGUGUAUGAGGGUGCCCCUAACAGCACCUCCCUUUCGCCCAGGGGAACCAAAGAGUUAUGGGAGUGUAGCUAAUUGCCUCUCUCUCACACACACAUCUACUCACCUUGACCUGGAGGUGAACUGUAUAGUUAUCCCACGGAAACAGAGCUUCAGCAGGUGUGCUUGUGGCCGCAGACUGAUAGGAUGUACACCUUUACACAAACUACUUGGCAAAGUGUUGGAAUAGACUGUGCAGAAGACAAGGCUGCAGAUGCAGGUUUGAAAUGCAAGAACAAUGCACCAUUUCUAAUAACUUUUUAGGACUGCGUUGACAGCUGGAUAGUUAAAGAAGAGGUUAUGAUUUCUCUCUUUAAGUGGUGAAUAUAGCAUAAAUAUUAAUUAUUUAUUGGGCAACCAGUCUUGUAAAUCCGUUCCAGAAAUAUCUACAGCACAGAAAAACAAUAAAGCAAUUCAAGAAGAAAAAUCUUUAUUCAACAAUCUCUUUAUAUCUAUUGCAGUAACAGUAUCUCUCCCUCGGAUGUUUGUAGAGUUUCUCUCAUUAGGCAGAGCUGCAGAGCUGUCCUCAUUAGUGCAUGUGAUUGGUGUUUAAACAUGGCUAAUUAACGCUGUAAGCUAACAGAGGUGGUGAUAUCAGCUGUUCAGAUGCUGACCAGACUGUGACCUUACUGUUUAGAUGACCAACUCAUUCUGGGAGAGGGAGCGUACACUGAUCUUUGCUUGUAUUCCCAUUAUGCAGCAUGACAGUCUGUUUUCCUGUUUGUGAGUUUUUCAGGGUUUUUUUUUCCAUACGCGUUCAUGUGCCAGGUGUAGAGUGUGUUUUGGUAACAUGAUUAUUUAUUAGUGUUUCUGCAGAAAAUGUCUGUUGGCAUCUGCGCUUCAUUAGUUUCAGUCUGUUUUCCUGUGUGAUAAUUAUGCAGUUUGUUUGUCUGCUGGCUCACUGUGUUUACAGAGAUAAUUGCCUCCACCUGCCUCCUCCUGCUCCUCUUCCUGCUCUCCUCUCUCCACCUGUAGCUGCAUGAUAGCUUGUACCUGUUGUAUCUAUUUCUGCAUUAUAACUGCAUGCUAGCUUGUGACUGAUGUCGCAUUCACACCCGUCGCGAGGAAAAUUAUCUACUUACUUCAUUUGUGUUUGUCAGAAAGCGUGAAUGUUGUUCAUCAACCAUAGACCAUAGUAAGAAUGGACGUCAUCUGCCUCCUCACUGGGAGAAGCCUCCGCUAGAGCAGCACCCCCUGGUGACGGAUGCUGUAUUGGUCAUAACCCUCCCCCCAGCUCCCAGCAAAUGAAUAGAGCCGUGGACAAACUUUAGACAUUCAAUUACACAGAAUAUAAUUUUUUCUCCCACUUGGUUGUGAUGUUGACAUGUAGUUAUACCGGUUAGUGCUUAAGUCCUCUUUUUUUCAAAGUUAUUAGGGUUCCAGGUUUUCUAUGAUUGACACUUGAUACAGUCUGUGGGUGUACGCUACGCAACUACACGAAUGCUGGUUUCAGGAAAUGAAGGAAAUCUUGUAAAUACCAAGAGCAAUUUGGCUUCAAAUUGGUAUAAUGAGGGGAGGCGGAGACACAUUUUCCAUACUAUAUACAGUCUGGUAUUUACUCCUGUCAAUGACUUGCUUAAUUUGCAUGUUCAUAUGAAGUCUGCAGAGUAAGUCACCAUCAACUUGAGUUUAGAUAUUUUCAACUGUCGCAAAUAGGCAUUUGAGGCCAGUAGCAUGUAGCCUGGCUGGGCCAUCCAGUUGCGUGAAUCACUUGCCGUUCCUUCCCACAACAGUCUGGACUUUGGCCAAUUGGGAGCCCUAAAAGUGGGCGGGAGUACUUUCUUUGAUAGACAGACUACUGUAACCAAUCUCCGUAACCAAACAUCUGACGUCAUCACAGUGCGCAACUAUGUUCCCUGCUGCGCUCUCAAGCAUCAAGUAAAGGUUUGGUGGUAUUUCAACGUGUGCGAGCAAACAAUGUCUUUUACGUCUUCUUCUGCGGAUAUAAACGAUUUCUGCCAACUUUGCAAAGUCAACUGCAGAAUUAACAGCGUUCUGAACGAACAGCGCUUUGAAAAGUCCCACAGCAUGUGUUAGACGUCACCAUCUUCACAUGGACCAAUCAGGGGGCAGCCUUUCCCUGUUGUCCGGGGAACAGUGGAAACACGGUCUCUGAUUGGCCCGGUUAUUUUCUGAUUUCUAAUACACGCUCCCAAUUGGCCAAAGUCCAGACUGUUGUGGGAAGGAACGGCAAGUGAUUCACGCAACUGGAUGGCCCAGCCAGGCUGGGUAGCAUGUUGAACACAAUGCGAAUUUGUGUCAUUUGUGCUAAUAGUCUGCUCUUUUUGUGCCGUAUAAUUCAUGUUAUUUGCAUCACCCAACUAGAACGUGCUUCUAAUCAUGUCUUUGCAUUUGCUUUACAUUUAUGACUUCCCUUUUGCUUUGUGUGAAUGAGACAUGAUGCAUAGUGUCAACAAAGCCUGUCCACUCAAAGGAGAAUAUGAUCAGUCAAUUUAACUGUCAUUAGAAAUCGUUCUCUCACUGAAACGCUGUUACAAGACUAUUAAUAGUUUUUAUUUCUGAAAGACCAAUCAUUGAGCUGGAAGCAAAGCAUUUUCUUCCUAGCAAUGACAGAAAUGGAAAACUCUGACAGGCUGACAAACAAGUAUGGUUUCUUCUCAUUAACAGUCUUUCAUUGGAGGCACCAUAUGUUUACCUUAUUCCCAGUAGCUCUAUCCGUGUUGAAACCUCACAUAUAACCACCCUUCUGUUACAAAGGGCUUUGGGUGGAAAUGGUCCAGGUGACAGCUGAUACUCCUGCAUAUGUUCAGUCCAUUUGCACAUGCAUACAGUUCUAUAUUUAUUUAAUCUACAGGAGUGAAAUCAGUCAUCACAGAACACACAGAAGCAGGACUUUCCCAGAAUUCAACUUUCCUCGAAGCAGAGAUCCUGGGACGCUCCCUGCCGUUUGUGGAAACAGUUUCAGUCUGAGACACAGGAUCUGAGGAGAUGAUGGACAACAGCACUGCCUCUCAUAAGACCUCCUCUGCUGUUAUUCCUGAGCACAGCGUGUGUCUGUAUAUAGUGUUUUGUGGAGGUUUGGUGAGGAGCUGAGAUUUUCUCUGUCAUGUCUGUCCAAAGUCAAGUUGACUCAGUUAGAGCAGACAAAAAGCACAUGAAGGGAGAAAAACAAAUGUGACUGCUCAAACGUGAAUCCUAGACUGAAACUACAACAACAAAUAUGGCUGAGCGGCAGAACAGUCAUGUUGAUCCCUGUUAACACUUACUGUAUGUGGCUCAGAAGUAGAGUGGUCCACUUUAAUUGGGAAGGUCUGCAGCUCAAUCUCCUGCUCCUCCUGUCUUGCUCAAACUCUGGUUAAAGAAGUAAAAUGUUCUGCUUCGUCCAAUGGGGGCACUAAUAUCACCACUAAUUUUUGAUGCAGGUGCUUUACAAAGACAAUUAAAUAUAAAAGGAAUAAACUAGUUUAUCACUUGGAUUCAUUUUAUUUAACUUAAAAAUAAUGAAACUGAAGCCAGAGAGCAAAAGAAAAGAAGAGUAGUGAGGGGACACAGUAUUUGCUUUCUUUUGUCUCAUCAGGUCAUGAACCUUUUCAGGUCACUGGCUGUGUGGGUCAUAUACACUUACUCAGUGUUGUUGUGUUUAUGUGCACGAAUAGGAACAUGUGAGCACGUAUACACUGUUAAGUGUGUGAGUGUUUGUCGUAGCGUGUUUGUGGUGUAACAUGCUCGGCUUGUGUUGAAUUACAGGGGCAGCCAUGUUUCUUCUGCACUCUGUGUGUGAGGCCAAUAUCAAGCAUGUGCGUGUGGUGUGUUAUUGUUUCCGUGCAGAGUGUGUGAGCCUGUUUUUGGUCCCUUCAUGCUGUGUUUGUGUGUGUGAACUCUCGUCUUGCAGUUCUGUGGCUAACUCAAACAGAAUAGAAAUGAGAGAAAUGAAUGUUUGUGGAUUCAGAAGUAAAACAAGAUGAUUUUCUUUCACCUCAUUUUUCUGUUUUUCUCUUUUUUGGCGAAAACAUUUAUGACAUUUUUUCUUGGUUUAUAAGUUAUUUGAAUGGAAGCGCACAGAUCAGUCUGAUUGGCUGGUUUGAUGAAGUUUCUCAUAAUUUGAGUCUAAUUUGCUGCUUGCAUGUGUGCGUGUCAUUUGCAGGUCUUUUCAGGGUCAUCCUCUCUCUCUGUGGUUUCCUGUUUGACCACAGUUGUCUGCUUUGUGGUGCUGCAUCACUCCAGUUAUUUACAGUUUUUUUCCCCUCACAUCUGGUUUUAACUUUUAGUCCUCUCUUUACUCCUCUAGUAUUGUUUCCCUUUCUUUUCUUUUCUCCUCUGCCUUUUUAGUAUUUUUUGCACAGGUGAUAACUUAUUUAUAUUGUUUGUACUGUGUGUGUUUGUUUGCGUCAGAUUGAGGAGGGGGCCAGACUAUCAUGAUUAAAUAUUUACCAUGUUGUUGCUGAAAAUCUGUCUGCUGACCCGCCUGUGCGAGGGUCAAACAUGACAGUUUGUGUUUGUUUUGGAGUGAGAGUGAAAUAUGUAGUGUUGGUGUGCAUGAGAAAGUGGUAACCCAAACACAGAUCUAAUCACUUAAAAUGUGCAAGUCAUUGACAAUGGUCCAACAACACAUCAGAUGUUGAAAUUGAUAAAUAUUAAUGAUUAAAAGUUUGUUUUUAAAAAGUUGCCUCAGUGUUUCAAACUGCAGAGACCAGUUGAUGCCGUUUUAAAGGUGAACGAUUGUCCCAAUAAAGCCUGAACAGGAUUUCAGCUGGCCCAAAAUACGGUUUGUGUCCGGAUGCUUUUGGCCAGUUCAGCAGCAGCAUUGCUGUUGUAAUCCCUGCAGAAUGUUGUUUGUCAUUGUCUUGCUGAAAUAUGCAGGUCUUCCCUGAAAAAGUUAUUGUCUGGAUGGCAGCAGAUGUCGCUUCUAAACCUGGAGAUACUGUUCAGCAAUAAUAGAGCCUUCAUGGAUAUGGGAAACUACCCGUCACAUGGACUCUUAUGAUCCUCCCAUCAGGGGAUGCUGGCUUUGGAAGAGAUUUCAAGCUCAUGAAGUGAUUCCCACGACAGAGUCAUGUCUUUUUUAAUGAUUAUGGGGAUUAUGGCCAGCUAGUAUUGUUUUUGACUCUCAUCCAGGUUUACUUAGUUUUGUAGUUACGUUUUUACAUAGAUUCAGUUUUCACAUUCCUGCUUGAAUGCCUUUUUUUUUCAAAGUGGUUAGAGCAGUUAUGCUGGAAUGUGUCUUGAGCUUUUCAGUUUGUUAAAAGUGGAAUGGGAUAUUUUGGUCUCUGCAUUGAAGAAUAAUGAAUUCCAAAGCAGUCAUAUGGGGUCUUAAUUCAGAAGAAACCUUGAGGUAUGAAGGGAUAUGUUUCUCUGUCACGUCUUGACUCUUUUCAAAUCAACACAAAUUGUCAGAUUAUAUGUAUGAAUACCAAAGCAGGAGAGAGAAACCUGGUUCAAGCAUAAGUCAUCUAACCUGACUGAACUAGCCCCUGCUUGACCUUCUGCUGGCAAAGCUGCACACAGAGACGAGGGGAGAAUGAGCAGGGAUCAAGAGGGAAAGUUUACCUUUCUCACCCUCCGCUGGGAGCAGGGAGCGAGGGACGGAGGGAGGAGGAUAUUAGAUCGACAGGAGGGACUGCAGAACAAUGAGAGGAUGAGUAGGAACGAGGAAGGAGAGAGGGAAGGGAGGACACAACAGACGAGAGGAUGGAUCAGAAAAUGAAUGGAGGAGAUAGCAGGAGACAGAGACAAGGAGAGAGAGAGAAAGAGAGAGAGAGAUAGAGGGAGAGAGAGAGAGAGAGAGAGCAAAUAUUGUGAAACUACCUACUGUCCACAUACACACAAGUAUGCUCACGCACACACACGCCCAGCUGUGACCAGUCUGUGUUUCCCUCCAGUAAACAUCUUAUCCAGCCUGCUGCUGUCCCGGCAACAGAUAUCCUGACAACCUGAUGGGAAAGCAUCUUUUAUAUUGUUGUGCGCGCGGGUGUGUGUGUGUGCACGCGCACUGGGGUGGGGACUCGGUGGGGGUUUUCAACAUGUAAAGCACUUUGUGCUCUAUUUCUUUUUUGCAUGAAAAAUGCUAUAUGAAUAAAGUUUGAUUUGAUUGGAUGUUUGACAUUUAUAAAAUACAUGUUUUCUCAGUCCAAAAUAGUGGAUCAGAGGAUUUUUGAUAUGGUCAGGUCUGGAAGCUACAUGUCAAACCGAUCAAUUUGGGUCAUUGAUCACAGGAUGACUGUACUCUGGGAAUUUUUGAAUAAAAGAAAAUACAUUUUUUAAUUUUAUCACUUUGUAAAAUGAAAACACCCAGUUUAACAAAGCAGUCUGUGACAUUUGGCACAUAAAUGCUCUAUAGCACUCUUUCUAUUAAAGACUACAUUUUGAAUGGUGUGUGUAACAUUUGUAUAUAACAUGCAGAGAAAAUAGGAACCUGUAUUUCAACUUGAACCAACUCCCUUUUUUGACAUUUGUGACUGAAAUGCUACAGCAGUUUAUGAGAAGUUUAACAGCAUAUGAAGACUCAAACUCAAGUCAAGUGGAGUUCAGAUUUUAAAUACUCAUAACUGGACUAAAACUCAAAUGUAAUGCUACAUGUUUUUUUUUUAAAUUUGAGAAACAUUAAGGAAACACUUCACAAAAAAAACACUCUCAUUAUGCAGUCUUUAUUUUCUUUAAAAUUUUAUCCAGAAGACGUUGAUCUUUUUGAUGGACGACACUCUUACAGAGAUUCAUGAAGUUUGGUUGAAGGGCCAGAUCUUUAAGUAUGGCAAAUCCAUGUGGCCUGAGGAGAGAUUUAGUUUUUUUUAAUUGUUUUGUGUAUCAACACAAGAUCAAACAGUGUAAAUGUUCUUCAGGUGGCACAAGUAGGAAACCAUCAGAUAUUGGUUUGUGAUCUAGUGUAUUACAACCACAGCAAGGUUAUUUACCUGACUUCAGCUGAGGCAUCAACAGACAUCUUAUUUACAGCAAUCAGGAAGUUCUGAGCGAAGCUGUUUCCUGCCUUUAAAAUUGUAGAGGCUCCCAGGGUGUCCGCCAACAUAUGAAGUUUUUCUGCUGCGCUAGCCCUCACCUCUACGCACAAGUGACUGAGAGUAGAAAGAAACAAGCAAAUUCACCAACUUUGUUUUAAUACAUUUUUACAGGUAAUCUGCACUUUAUGUAAGGCUAAAUUUUUGACAUUGUAAACCUCAAUGUUAGUAUUUCUUAUGUCCAAAUCUUAUGUUAAAGCCGGAACUGUAACCCUCUCUCUGCACUUACUUUAACCCUGUUUUAAGCAGGACACUCAGUACAGGACCUGGGCUACAAUUCUGCACCAGGGAGACGAGGGCCUUACUCGCCCGCCUCUGAAGGGAGGCAAAACCAGAUGACUGUGCAAUUUUCGAAAGCAGAGCACAGCCUGUCUUCUCUGCCAUGCAGUCCAUGACAGUCUGAAGGUAGACAUACAGGUAGUUGAGGGUGUCUAUAGCUACAAAGGCCACGGCAGAGCGCAGAUUUUUAACCUAGGGAUGAAGACCAAACAUCACCAGUUAGAAAUCAUACAUCCUUGAGUCGGCACACAUAUAGACAAACAGGCAGAGAGACAAAUGACUUUCAUACCUCCUUCAUCACGGCAUAACACACUUGAUGUAGCUUCACCUUCAGGAUGUCUACAUGAUGCUGCGCCAGAGCUUGGACAAUCCGCAGUCCUUUUAUCUUUUUCUCCCUGUGUAGAAAUUACAGAUUAAUGAAGAAGCACUUCAAUCCCAGAUUAACCACCAAUUUAUCUAAAGCUGCAAAUGUUGCCAAGUUAUGUAUCAUAUACAUAACAACUUCAACUUUGUCUAUGAUUACAGUCUUUUACUGGAACUUUGUAACGGUUGUGCCUUGUAUAUGAUUCACUUGCACAGAGUUAGUUUGCUUGUCACAGACUUUUGAAAAAUCACACAAUGUAAACCUAGCCUUAGAGGACAACUAGAGAAUUUAUAUGUGUGAGAACUAAUCUCACACAUAUAAAUAGUGGCUGAUCUGAUGUACUAACUACAACCAUUUGAAACUGGCUUAGACAGUGAUGAUGCUGUCCGCAGUUUUUGUUUUCUACUGGGGUACUAGAGACUUACCAGUCAUCUAUGCUGAGAAGAUCAAAGCAGAGGGACAGACCCCUCACUGGGUCAUAAAGAGGCUUCAACUCCUUCAAUUUAAUGUUGUCCACUGUCUGCUCUUUGCAUGAUCUUGUUGGCUUUCUAGCGCCAACAACUGCCCGUCUAGGAUGAAGGUACUGCUUCUUUGUAGGAGUAGGUUCUGGAGUUGGAGCUGGCUGAAGAGGUGGCAGUCGUACUCUGAGUGGUCUUGGACCCGCUGGUGGUUGAGGUACAUGGACAAGAGAGUUUGGACGAACAUGCUCUGGUCCUUUCUGGGUUAUUUUUACUUGUCUUCUUUCUGUUUGUACUUCAUUUACACCUGGGACUUCUUUGUCUUUUGAGAAAAAAAUCCAUCAGUCACAUUUCUGCCUGUAUUCAAAUCAUACCCUUUGAGCAAUCAAUAGUUUGUAAACAGGAACUUACUUGUUCUGUGGAGUUUCUUCUUCAAUACAGGGAGUAAGGAUACUCUCCUGUUUGGUUUUGCAGCUGCAAAGUGUGACACAGGAGGUGACAAACCAACAGGUGUUCUUAUGAGCGGGAUACGUCUCAGCUCAUCUGGGGUGUGGGUGUCAAGGGGGCUGUGGGCCCAGUCUCUGUCAAGACACCCCUCGUCUUCCUCCUCAGGCCUCUCUUUAAGACCAUUUGUGGUCUGUGCUAAACGGAGAUUGAGUCUCUCUAGAAUAGCUCUUUUGCGUGCUCUGUCACGAUUAUACGUGGCCUGUAUUUGGAAAAGAAGAGCCUCAUCCCUGGUCUCCUGCAGGUCUAGGAUCCUGGACUCACUGCUGUAAGCACUGGUCCUUCUGUUGUUGAACAGAGUACUCACACUGUCUUCACCAUUUGGCGAUUUCUUCAUCUUCCCAAACAAUCUGGACAUAAUUUCUUCACUGAGAGGCUUUCCAAAGUUCAUCAUCCAGAGUCCAAAUGGCAAUGACUGUGUUUGAACACCUGAGCCUAUUUUAAACCCCUGGUUACCCAGGGCGGAACUAAAUGCAAAUGCAAAUUCAAAUUCAAAUCAAACCAUUCCUGAAACCCAAUAUUGAGGACAAUCCUGUUUCACCCCACUCUUCAGUAGCCUGGCCGGGCCAUCCUGUUGCGUGAAUCACUUGACGUUCCUUCCCACCACAGUCUGGACUUCGGCCCAUAGAGAGCGUGUAUUCCCGAUCAGAAAAUAACCGGGCCAAUCAGAGACCGUGUUUCCACUGUUACCCGGGCAACAAUUGUUGCCAGUAGUCACACAACUUAUCACAAGGUCAAAUGUCACCUAAUAAUUACAGACAAAUACUACUACUACUUCUACUACUACCACUACUUCUACUACUACUUCUACAACUACUACUACUAAUAAUAAUAAUAAUAAUACAAACUCAAAAAUCUGCCUAGGAAGACUAGGAAAUGUUUUCUCCUGACACCAAAUAAUCAUUAUUAGAGCAGCUAUAAAAGGAAAAUAUAAUCCACAGGAUGAAUGGGCCCCAAAUAUUUUCUAAAUAUUUUUCUCAGAGAGAAAUGUUUAAAUAAUUACCACAUAUAGGUUAAAUCAGCCAUUCUUGAAAGGAACAAAAAAAGUCAUUGUGGUAAACAAGCUCUCAUCAGAAGUGUGAAUGGGUUCAGACAGCUCCACUGCCUUAAAUGGAGGUCCUCUGUUAGACAAGUUGAUCUCACUCAAGGAUCCAGGCCCCCUCUUGGCAAUUUAAAAAAAAAUAAAAUAAAAGUCACAUUUGAAGUAUCAUUGUGGUAAAAGACCCUAAAAGAAAAUUUUCUAAAAGAUUUUUGUUUUAUUAAAAUGACCAGAAAUAGGGGUCCACUUUUGGAGCCAGUGCAGUGAUUUCCACCCAAGAGUCAUGUCUGUCUUUGAUGCAGUGCUGUCUGUAGGCCUAAAGAUCAGAACCAUCAAGCAUUGGUUUUUGUCCCUGUCCCUUUUGUCCAGAGAUUUCUCCAGAUUCGCUGAACCUUGUAUAUGAUGAAAUCCACUCAUUCUUUCACAUUUGACACUCAGGAACAUUAUUCUAAAACUGUUGAACUAUCAGCUCACACAGUCUCACACAGAGCGGUAAACCUCUUCCAUCUUUCCUUCUGAGACACUCGGCCUACCUGAAUGUCCUUUUUAUACCCAGCCAUGUUACUAACCUGUUGGAAAAUAACCUCAUUAGCUAGAGAUGUGCCCAACUGGUAAUUUGCUGAACAUGAAAACCUAUUUUUUAUCCUCAUUUUACACAGAAUACCAUCUCUUUAGAAAUUGAAUAGAAUCGCACUUGUUAGUCCUCUUAUCCUUAGAGUUUUGUCCUCCUCUGACAGCCGCUCUGCUUGGUUCUACCUUUGUGAAGCAGGUACAUGAAUUAUUUUGACAGACACACCAUAAAUCCUCUAAAAAAUGAUGAUUUUCUGCUGCAAAUGUUCUCAAGUGGAAAUAAAACUUACUGGACGUAAACAGAGGCAAAAACAAGCAUUUGGUUUGAUUCACUGGCUCUGAGCUCUCUCUGAAAUGAAGCAGAAGAACUAGAUGUGCCACUGGACUUCUCUUUUCUCCUCUGUCUCCUCCUAUCGGACCUCAAAGCCGCUCUCUGACUCACCAUCCCACUGUAACAGACCUUCACUUCUGCUCCAGCUCUACUUAGACUCUUGUUGAUGCUUGUUUCUUCUUCAGCCUGUCUAACUCAUCUUGCACCUUCUUCCUUGUUGUUUCUUAUUGUCCUCUAUGAACUUGUCCUCCUUCCCCUCCUGUUCUCACACUCUGUAUAUCCUUCAUCACCUCCUGCUGUGGUUGUUUCAUGUCCCAGACACCGCAGAGUGUAAUGCUUCAACAGCGGGGUGAUACCUCUGGUUUUAUCACAGCCCUCAGACAGUGUCAGGCUGAGUUUAGGUUAGUACGCUCUCUUUUAGUCCUGCUGAUGUCUUUUAUUCCAGCCUGUGUUUCUGCGUCUAACCGCUGACCUCUCUGUAAUACUUCCUUUGGUUUGGCUGCACAGAGAAAUGCGCUGGUUUACCGCUAAAAUAUUGACAGUGGCCGAGCUGUAACAGACAGACUGACUUCAUCUCUGCCUGCCAUCCUGAAAGAAUGCUCUGCAAUGCAAUAAAGAAAUAUGUUGACUCAUCAGGCACAUUAAAAAAAAUAAAUCAAGAGGAACUUUUCUUUACUUCAAUCCUGCAAGACUUACAACAACUUUUCUCAGACAUACUGACCUGUACAAUAAGCAUUUUUGAGGGAUUCCUUGCUGAGAUGAGAUAGAUUGUCGUUUGAGGCAAUCACAAGCUUGUAAGUUGUUGUUUGAUUUCUUAGGUGGCACAAAAGAAAAACUUGACACUGGGCCUAAUUUUUCAAAAUUUAUUUUUGGCUGGGUAUUUCCUGCAGUCUCGUGAUACAAUACGUAUUGCGAAACGUUAUUAACAUGAUAUUCAUAGCAACACAACACUGCGAAGAGUGCAGUGAGUAAAAGCAACGGCUAGGUUUCAGGAUCUUUUUACUUAAAACGAGUGCUGUCGACCAAUUAAGAGAAUCUUAUCGAAAUAAUUUGAGGCUUUGUAAUAGCCAUAUCCAUUUUUUGGAUUCAUUAAAAGUCUCUGUGGUCAGUAUGGUUCCACAGCUGAAAACAAGUUUGUCUGUUUGAAGCUGACGCUCGAUACAUUUACAUCAUGUAAAAAAAUUGAUUUCUUGUAUUGGCCUGACUGAAACCGGACCUUAAAAAUACGUUUCAAGAGGUUAGUCGGAUAUCUCAUAGUUCUAGAUAAUGCUGGUGGGAGUCUAUUUCAUCUUGCAUGUAUUAUUAUUACUAUAAUAAUAAUAAUAAUAAAAUAAUAAUAAUAAUAAUAAUAAUAAUAAUAAUAAUAAUAAUUAUUAUUAUUAUUAUUAUUAUUAUUAUUAUUAUUAUUAUUAUUAUUAUUUUUAUUUUAUUAUUAUUUUUAUUUUAUUAUUAUUAUUAUUAUUAUUAUUAUUAUUAUUAUUGUUAACCAUUAUUUACAACAACAAAAUUUAUCAAAAAUAAUCAUUUACAAUAGUCAUUUACGACAGGAAAAUGGUUUGUUAUCAACAGCUUCAAUCGACCCAGAGAAACUUAAGUGUUAAUUUUGGUCUUUGUUGGAAAUAGUUCCACAUUUUGGAGCUUAAAGUUUAGAGCACAUUUUUCAAUUUUUGAAAAAACUUGUGUAACUUGAAGCAUUAGAUAGUCAGUUUUGUAAUACUUAGCGUUCAAGCUCGGCAUAGAUGUAUUGUAUGCAGGUGAGCGUCCAAUCAGGGAUUUAUAAAUAAAAAGACACAAGUGUUUAUCCUGUCUGUGUGCCAGAGAAGACCAACCGACUUUCUCAUAGAGAAUACAGUGUAUAUAACUCAGUUAGACCCUAAACUGUCCUCAGCGUUAUGUAUAUGCUCCACAGCUGGCUCACUGAACUCUUACUGAGAGGUUAAACUGCUUAAAUGCGGUAAAGACACUAGUGGGUGGUGAACAAAACCUCAGGUGAAGAAGAGGAAAGGAUGUAAAAAAAGAUGAUGCUGUUUUGUUCAUACAAAUAGUACAGAGUAGUAAAGUCAUUGUGAUUUACUCACUUGAAAGACAGCCCCUCAGCCUCUUGCUAAUGCGUUUGUAGAUUGUUUUGGAGUGUGACAUGAUAGGACAACCAGGAGAUGGUCAAUAAUAAACAACUGAAAGAGGGCAUAUUGCCCUUAGUGGUUCACCGAUUACUUGAUCCAUUUUUCUGCAGCAGAAAACACUGAUGUUGAGCGCUGCCAUGUGAAUUCAAUCAUUGACAUUGUUUUUUUGUCUGGUUGUUAAGCAGUGGUAUCUAUUUUAUCAGAGUCUCAGACAGUCAGUGGGUGUUCUCUGUCUGCUCUGACCCUGACGUUAAUGGAGUGUGUCUGAGGUCCUACAGGGCAGCCAGCGAUGAUGUACAUCCUCCUCUGUGGUCAAUAUAACAUACACACACACACUGACACACAGCACACACACACCACUUUGCUUUUGUUCACUGGGUCCUUUUUUUUUCUUACAAGUUUUUACUUUUUUUCUUUUCUUAACGAUGUAUCUCUGCACUUUGUGUUGGCAGUGAUAUUGACCUUUUUUUUACUCUUGUGACCUUUUCCGGGCUAAGAAAUCUGGUUCUUCUAGAUUGCUCCAGGCAGGAGGAAGGAACUGCAUUAAGAUAAAGAGAAACUGGUAUUUAGAUUGGUCUGACUGGGAUCGUUAAUGGUGCGUAUCAGCCUCAAAGUUACUGGACUUAAAGUGGAGAGAGGCUACAGGGUGACCCUUUGGAUUCCCGCGUUAAGCUUAGGCAGUUAGUGUCUUAAAUAUAGUUUAGAUUUUUGACCUACAGGAUGCUUGUAAUGUCUAUUUCCCUGACCCAGCCCCUGAUUAUUAUCUCAAAACAGUACUGUUGAAGUAAAAAGAGAGUUACUGUACAGAGACAUUAUUUUAAAGUUAUCCUACGGUGGAAUUAUGCUGCAUUCGAGUUACCUCGGGAAGUCAGAUGUCUGGAAUGACGUCACACCCGAGUUACCAGGGCCAAGUCAGUAAAAAAUCAAAAUCGGAAGUGAAAACAAGAUGGCUACAUCUACAAGGACAAGCGCUAAACAACUUUUGUAAAUUUUGCUGUUUUUCUGACUUGGUAACUGAAAACUGGUAACUUGGGUGUGACGUCAUUCCCAGCUCGGACUUCUGACUUCUAAAGGUAACUCGAACGCAGCACAAGUAUCUUGAUUUUCUAAAGAUUUUAAGCAUUAUGACUUAUCACGAUUAGAUGCAUUUUGUUGUUGGUGCUGAUGUUUUUAACUUAGGUUAUUUUUGCAAUAAAGCUCACUUUCCUAGAAAGGGGCAAACUUUGCUCCAAAUGAGCAUUAACAAAUCUUUUGACCUCCCUACUUUUCUCUGCAGAGGGUCAGAGUGCGCUUUAUUCAUCACUUUUGUUCAUAACCAUAGAUUUCUGUUUCUCAUUGCAGCUCUCUCUGUUUCUUUAUUUUUCAGGGAUGUGAGUGAGAAUUUCAUCCAGGUGAUCCCACGCAGGGCUUUCAGAGGAGCAACAGACCUCAAAAACCUGUGAGUGAAGGAUACACACAAACACAAUUAAAGACACAAAUAUGAGCACAGACAUAUAGUGUUCCAAUAUGCUGCAUAAAUGCUGUUAAAUUUAAUCAGUCAAUUUAAAGGAAGAUAAUGAGAAGGACAUUUUUCUUGAGAGGGAACUACAUGUAAAGAACAGGAUCAGUCAGUGAGAGUAACAGUUUUUUUAGCUGCUAAAUCAUCAUAAUAGGAACAUUUCUCACUAUAACUUUAGAGAAAGCAUUUAUGGACGGUUUGGUUUGCUAAAAAGAUGUGUUAUCUGGCUAUAAAUCAUUUAGGUGUUGUUUUCUUUUUGUAAACAGUCAGCUGGAUAAAAACCGCAUCAGCUGUAUAGAGGAGGGGGCCUUUAGAGCUCUACGAUCUCUGGAAGUGCUGUGAGUAUUGUGAGAUUUCACCACAAACAUCUAGUGUACUCACACAUAUCUUUUUAAAUAGUGUAUCUCUUUAUCCCUGAUAUCUUACAAAAUUCAGAAAAGUUCUUUUUUUUUUUGUCCAUUUUUGUCAGAAUGUCAGAAGACUAAUUUAUUUUUUUGGGAAGGUUUCCUCGGGGAAAUACAAAAUUACCUAUUUUUUUUUAAAGAAAAGGUGAUGAGAUAAAAAGGUGAACAUGUCUCUGUCUCCACUUUUUUGAAAAGGGUCACUGGCAUAAAUUUGAAAAUGAGCAUGUCAUUUUUGUCAGAAUUUAUUGAUGACUUUCUGUCCUGACUUCUCCCCCUUUCCUUUUUUAUGUUCCUCUCUCCCUCUGACUCACCUGUCCUCUUCCCUUUUUCUCUCGCUGUUCCCUGUUUUUGACGUCUUUAUGUCUCACAUUCCUCUAGUACUUUGAACAACAACAACAUCAGCAGUAUUCCAGUCUCCAGUUUCAACCACAUGCCGAAGCUCCGCACAUUGUAAGUGCUGCACCCUGAGGCUACACGACUACAUUACCCAGAAUUCCAAAUUGUUUAUUUUUUAACAAACCCUCCUAACAGCAAUGGAUCAGUCAGAAGUUUAUUUCUUAGUUUUAUUUAGUUAGUCUUUCUUUUAUCCUUUCUUAUUUUACCCCUUCUUUUAUUUUUCCUGUAUGAUUCCUCUCUUAACUUUCUUUUCUUCACUACCAUCUCUGUUGUUGUCUUCUAAUUAUUCCCCCAUUUCCUCAUAUUUUCUCCAUUAUACCCCUUUCUUUUACACCUUUGCUUUCAACCCCAAUUCCUCCUUUUCCCACUUUUCCUCCAUCCUUCCUGUCCUCUUCACCUUGUCCUUCUUUUGUACUUCCUCACCUCUCUCAUCCCUUUCCUUUUCUCCCUUUCUCUCCAUUUUUACCCCCACCCUGCUUUGUUCCUCCUCUCAAAGUCGUCUCCACUCAAACUCCUUGCGUUGUGACUGUCACCUGGCCUGGCUGUCUCCAUGGUUACGGCAGCGGGCAGCUUUGGGCCUCUACACUCAGUGUAGCUCUCCUCCGGCAUUGAGGGGCCUCAACCUCGCCGAGCUGCGAAAGAGCGACUUCGCCUGCUCAGGUAAGGAAACAGCAGAGUGAAAACAAACAAGCUGCAGUAAAAGCUCAGAUGAUGAAGUUAGGGAUUGAUAGAUUUGUGUUGUUUGUGUGUUCACAGGACAUGGUGGGAGUGCCUUUGUCCAGCCGUGCAGCCUGGCAUCUGGCUCCUGUCCCCCUAUGUGCUCCUGCAGCAAUAACAUCGUAGACUGUAGGGGGAGGGGCCUCACUGCUAUUCCCGCCCAUCUACCUGAGGCAAUGACGGAGAUGUGAGUAUCCAAGAAGAAAAAAGUUUACAUAACAUGCUGUGUUAUUGAGCAAGGUGCUAGUCCAGGCAGGCCAGAAAGUCAAGCUUCACCCCAAGAACAUCACCUGGUUCUGACACCAGUUUUCAGUCAGCUGACAUUUUAACCAUCUACACAUCUAACCAGCAAAUGUCAAAAUGUCCCAAAGUCUUACACCCGACUGAGACAGGAACUUAUGUUUUUGCCACAGUGUCAACAAGAGGAUGGGAAAUAUGUGAGUAACUGCACAUAGAAACCCGAUACACGUGUUUUACAGCAAGCCAGUGACAUCCAGUUUGACAUUAGAUUAAAAAAUAACCACAGAACAGUCCGAGUAAAAUUGCAAAAAAUACCACAGUUCCAUUAUUCAGAAAAAUGUGUAGGACUGAAUUAGAUCAUUGCGUACAUCUCAUUUAUAAGCAAAGACAGACAACAUGCACAUUUUUCAGUCCAAACUUCAUACGUUGCUUUCCCCACCAAACUUCCCUAAAGUAAAGUAGUUCUAGUUUCAUCUUGAAUUAAAAUCAUGCUGAAAUAUUUCACAGGAGGAUGGAGUUUUGAAUCAAAGUUGCAUGCAGACAAAUGUUGGAGUAGUUUUAAUGGAAACUUCAGACAGUCCUGGUGAUGGAAAGUAAUCUGGCUGACAGCCGUGAUGUUUGUGUUGAUCUACUGCAGGCAAAUUAUUAAUGCCUGUCUGUCUCUGUCUCUGUCUGUGUGUGUGUGUGUGUGUGUGUCUCUCUCUCUUUGUCUGUCUCUGUCGGCCUCUGUCUUUGUCUGUUCCUGUCUGUCUGCAGACGUUUGGAGCAGAACGGCAUCAAGUCGGUUCCUCCGGGCGCCUUCACCUCCUACAAGAAACUGCGUCGAAUGUGAGUCCUUAAAGAUGCACUGCUGUUCAUGGUAGGGGUUGUGGCAGUGAGUUAUAGGGGGCUCACCUGGAAAUAUUGAAGUACUGUAUAUCACCCUUUCUACCAUACACCAUAUCAUCUGUGAACAUGUAAAAAACUUCCCAAAGAUGAACUCAGGUGGUCAGUUUGGUGCAAAGCGGUUCAAAGUGGGCUCUAUUUUACCAAGCUGAAGAUCGGGUUGAAGUGAAAUGCAAUUAUGAUGCAAAAUAACAUUUUGAUGGGGGAGGGGGACAACCUCCAUGGCUUAGCACAUCAGCAUUGUGCAUCACAUCAAUCCAAAAUGCAUAACCUUUGACUGUCUGCAGCUUGAAACAACUCUGUCAACUCCAGCUGCUGCAGAGCUGCCAUCGUCCUCUUCACCCAGAUAGGCAGAGUCUCAAUAAUCAAUAAUCAAUCAAUCAAUCAAUCAAUCAAACUUAAUAUUAAAAACACUUUUUCUACAAGGAAUGUAACUCAAAGUGCUUUACAGUCAAGUUAAAAACAAAAACUAUUACAGAUGUUACAACCACAAGCAAACACUGCUCCCAGUGCUGAGGGUUUUGUCAGAGGAAACACCGGGGGUCCUAAAAAUGAUGAAAGGAUAAAAAUAAGUAAAAACUAAAAUAUGAACAAAACACAGACCAUCUUAGUGACAAUAAAUACAAAUGAAUUUAAAAUAAACCUAGGCUAAAUGGAAUAAAUGAAGAUAAAACAAAUAAAUAUUAAUCAAAAGCAAAGUUAAAAAAGUGGGUCUUGAGCCUGCUCUUAAAAACAUGAACACGCUCUCUGCGGCCCUGAGGUCCUCUGGAAGGCUGUUCCAUAGACGAGGGCCGUAAUACUGGAAAGACGUCUCGCCAUGAGCGUGUGUCCUGACUUUUGGAAUGACUAUGAGCCUGCUGCAAGAGGAGCGCAGGGUCUGUGACGGUUCAUAAGGUAAAAGCAGAUAAUGGUAUCUGUAUCAAUAAAAAUGAACAAUCCCCAUUCCUAGGUGACUGUUAAUCUAGAGUCUGUGUGUGGAAAAAAUUGGAUGUUUAUCCUCCUUGCAUUAUUCAUUAUUUUGCAGACACAGCAGUCAAAUAUGUAGGCAGCCUCUCGGGGCCACAGAGAAUUUUAAAAGGCCAUAUCUGUUAGUUGAACAGGCCCGUUGUAGGCAAUUUAAAUGUCUGCUAAGCUAACACCGUGAAGCCAGGAAAAAUGUAUUUUUUUUCUCCAACUUUUGAGUCUGAUUUUAACCAAUGAGAUGACAGAAUUCCUGCCUCUGGAGGGGUAAACUCUGCUCUGCCAGCUGGAUCCCUCUCCUCCUCUCUCCUCUGUCUCCAGCGCUCAGCGGGCUGUGGUUUUCCUGCUCGACAUAACAAACAGACCCCGAGGAUUUUCAGCAUGGAGGAGCGCUUGAUUUAUGUCAGACGGCAGCCAGAUACAGCCCCCAUCAGAGGCCUUUUAGGGGUCCUGCAUGAUGAAUCAAGCACAUAUCACUGUGAUCAGGGGAUAUCUCAGGAAAAUGCACAUUUGACCACAAUAAUAGCUUUAUUUUUCUUUAUCUUCUCUGUAUCUUUGUGGUUUUCUUCUGUCCACUCUCGCUGCAUCUUUCUUUUUUUCCCUCUGCCCAUUUCCACCCUCAGACCUUCUCUCUCUUCAUCCUUUAGUUUAUCUUCUCCUCUCCAUUUCGGUCCUCUUACAUCAUCACUAUGAGACAGUCCUGAGAUGGGUGUGAUUACAUUACCAUGCUGGUUUAAGUGGUUUUGUGUUCAAAUUUAUUGUGACAGUGGAGCGACUGACAUCUGGCAGAAGGACAAGGAAUUUAAAAUCUGACAUGUUGAGGUUUGGCCCAGAUGCCCAAAUCAGUGAUGUAAAAAGCUAAAGUUGGCCUCAUGAAGACUCUGGAUCUCCCAGUCUGCCUUUGAGUUUGUCAAGCUGACUUAAAGUCUAAUCAUGUCGCUAAGUGGGGUUUCUUCUCUUUAUAAAUGAUUCUUGUGUGCUUGACACUGGAGGAGCACAUAAAAAUGUUACGUAAAAGAGGAGACUACACAGCUUUUGAUCUUAAUUUCCCCAACACUUUUUUUAAAUAACAUUUUAGGAAAGGUCUCAGCAGCAUACAAAGAUUAAAAAGAGCUUUAAACUGUCAUAUUAAAGUAAAACAAAAAAGGUAUAACAAAAAAUCACAAGGCAGCCAGUUAUGAGUUUAAAAAUGUAGCAGUCACAUACUCUGGCAUCUACAAGAAGGUAAUUCAGACUGUUAAAGCGGAGACAACAAAGUCUUUCUCUACACCAAAAAAAGUGAGGACGCUUUUGAAUUGUCAGACAUUAAUGAAACAUAAAAAGGGCAAAUACUUGACAUUCGAAUGUAGUAUGCUAAUGAUUUGCAAACCAUCGAAUCCUUUUUUUUUUUUUUUUCAGUUUGAGCCUGUCACUAUGUGUGUUUCUGUGUUUAAUAUGUGUUUAACGUGUUUGAUUUCCAGAGACCUCAGCAACAACCAGAUAUCUGAGAUCGCUCCUGAUGCUUUUCACGGUCUCCGAGCUCUCAACUCCCUGUGAGUAACGUGCUAACAGUGUCUCAGUGUGUGUGUGCUGGUGUGUGAGUAAACUGCUGCAGUGUUGGGAGAGUGCCUCUACCAAUAUGUGUUUACAUAUGUCUAGAUUAAGCCUGUUUGUACCUCUGUAUGUCUGCACAGAGUGUGUGUUUAGCUGCCUCUGUGUGUCUGAAUAAUUCAAAAGUGAUGCCUGCUUUCUAUAAACAGACAUUUGUGAUAAAACAUCAAGGCUCGCACUGUUAGGGGCCUCUGCAAGUAUAUUUGAUCAUGGCUUCAUACAUGCGUGUCAUUUAUCUGUGCUUUUAUGUAGAAAUGUGCUGCUGUGGCUGAUAUUUAUCACAUUGACUCUAAAUUAGAAGGGGACUAAGGCCUGAUUUACAUACUAUCAUAGAUGCUGGCUUCUAAACUGUGCACUGAUAACAAGCAUGAUGGUUCCCCUCCACACUUUAGAACAAAGGAUGCCGCAUCCAUGACUCCCAAAAAGAAUGUCAUAUUUUGAUUAGUCACACUGGGGGUCAUCCUUAAAUACCAUGUUACAAACCUGUUGCAAAUUUGAAGGUGUCUCUGUUUUUUUAAGCAUUACACUUUAAUAACUCCUCGUCCCCCUUGGCUUAAAUUUCAAAAUGAGCAUCUAUUUUUCAUUAAACAUCUAAAAAUAGUUUUUCCUUGUUUUCUUUUUUUAAAUUAAAUAUGUGAUUCAAAUUAUUUGCAUUGCCUGGUCUAUGAAGACGCUGGUUUUGGAAAGUUGCUGUCAAUAUUUACACAUGUACAUGACCCGUUAAUGAAAACAGUCUCUGUGUGCAGGGUUCUAUAUGGGAAUAAGAUCACUGAGCUGCCCAGUGGAGUGUUUGACGGCCUGGCCUCUCUGGAGCUGCUGUAAGUCCAAACCACAACAAAACGACUUUCCCCACAUUUUACCUAAACAUUUGACUCCAAGUGAUGAUAUUGUUUUUGUAAAUUCUGUCUCUGUUUACUUUGUGGAGUUGAGCUUCAUGUUGUAGCACCACUCUGUCUUCUAAGAAACCGCAACACAUUUGCUUCCCUAAUCCCAUUUUUUUCCUUUUUAUUUUUAUUUCGUAUGCUUUAUUUCUAGUAUUUUCCCUUUAAGUUUUAUUUUCUUUAUCUUUUCUUUUCAUUUACUUUUUCUUCUAUUCUCUUUAGAGAUUGUUGCAACUAUGAUAAGAAAUGUUAAAAGCUUAAAUUUGUUCCCUCUUUUGUUUUUCUUGAUCUCAUUUUUUUCCUACUUUAUUUUUCUUUCUUUUACAUUUUCUGUUUCUUUAUCCCACAUAUGCGUUCUGGUUUACUUUAUUAUCUAAUCUAAUAUUUCUUUUAUCAAUCUUUACUUUUUUAUUUUGCACUAAUUUCUUGUGUCUUCUUCUUCAUGUUUUCUUUUGAGCCUUUUAUUUUCUUGUUUUAUCUGAAGCCCUGGAUUAUAUCCUCUUUUUGUUUUGUAAAACCACUGUCCUUUGUUGCAAGUUGUGUGUACAAGGACAAAACAUUACUACACUUUGGCAGAAAUACAGAAAGCCUUACUCAAGUAUGAGAACUUUUGUUCCAAAUGACCUACUCCUCUAAAAUUCCUGACAUUUCUAAACAGAAAACAAUCCUCUCUCUAUUUUCAGGUUUGAUAUUGUUCAUAAACUUCAUUGGAUUUGACUCAAUGUGAGUUGUUGUUAUGUUAUUAUUUUUGAUUGUAUCAGGUUGCUGAAUGCCAACAAGAUCCACUGCAUCAGAGCGUCAUCGUUUAAGGAUCUGGAGAAUCUGGCUCUGCUGUCGCUUUAUGACAACAAGAUCCAGAGUCUGGCAAAAGGCACCUUCAGCUCUCUGCACAGCAUCCAGACUCUGUAAGAAAAACACACUUGCUGCUAUUUUUAGCUUUCUUCUGCUCUGUUCCACUCCAUCCAGUCUGAUCUGACUGAUGUGCUGCCCCCUGUGAUUUCCCAUCAGCCACCUGGCCCAGAACCCGUUCGUGUGUGACUGUAAUGUGAAGUGGCUGGCUGACUUCCUGCGUUCGAACCCCAUCGAGACCAGUGGGGCUCGCUGUGCCAGCCCACGACGCCUCGCCAACAAACGCAUCGCACAGAUCAAAAGCAACAAGUUCCGUUGCUCCGGUCAGUGCCUCCACCUGUGUGUGUGUGUGUGUGUGUGUGUGUGUGUGUGUGUGUGUGUGUGUGUGUGUGUGUGUGUGUGUGUGUGUGUGUGUGUGUGUGUGUGCUUGGGGGGGAUAUUGGGUUUACAGACUCCAUCAACACUGCAGGAGGAAAAACAACACUCCUGCUGGAGGGAGUGCUCAUAGCCCUAGCCCUCUGUCACAUAUGUAGCCUGAUACAGUCCUAAAGGUUCAUCAAAAAAUUAAAUACAAUACAAUAGUACACAAAGGAAUAUGACUAAAGACAUGAUAUGAUCUGAAGAAACGUGGGACAAUUCAAUAAAUUAAACCAAAAGAUUAAAACAAUAUGAUACAAUACUAUAAGAUAUAACUUUUGACUUUUUAACUUUUGACAUGAAAUUAUCGGACAAGAUAAGAUUGGAUAUAAUAAGAGACCCUAAGAAAUGAAACAUAGGUGAGAGACAAUAAGAUAUGAUACUAUAUGAUAAAAUAUAUGAUAUAAUACAAUACGAUGGAAUAUGAUACAAUGACAUGCAGUACUUUACAACACAGUAUGAUACUAUAUAAUACCACAUGAUAUGAUACAAUUCAAUGAGAUGUGAUAUGAUACCUCAAGCUACAAUAUCAAACAACACAAUAAGGAGCAACUUUAUAUACAAUACGACACAACCAUAAGAAAUGAUACAAUAUGUGUGAGAUGAUAAGAGACGGUACUUUGAUAUGAUAUGAUAUGAUAUGAUAUGAUAUGAUUUAAUAUGAUAUAUGAUAUGAUAUGAUACUAUGUAAUACUGUACAAUGUGAUACAACAUGAUAUGAUAUGGUAUAAUUUCAAAGAUACCAUAUGAAGCAACACAAUCAGACGCAAUUUGAUCAAAUAUGAUAUGACACAAUACAACACAGUGCUUUAAAAUCUGAUCAAAUUCUCCAAAUCAAUAUUAUGUAACAUAUAGUAUGGUCUUAUAUAGUAUGGGACAAUACUAAAUAUAUGAUAUAUUAUACAUCAUGAUACAUUUCAGUAAGAAACUAUACAAAACAAAACAAUACAAAACUAUAAUAUGAUGUGGCACAUUGAUACAGUACUGUUGGAUGAAAUACAGUAUAACAUGAUAAAAUGCAAUACAGCAAAAUAAAAUGUGAUAGGAUACGAUAAGAUGAGAUAUGACAUAAAAGGUACGAUAUGAUACAAUAUAACAUAAAAGGCUAUAAUAUCAUACAAUACGAAAACAUAGGAUGUAAUAUGGUACAAUACGAUACGAUACGAUAGAGAGUGUAACAGAAUGUAUUGAUAUAAAACUCUUCUGAUGUUUGUGGUUGUCUGUAACUAAAGGUCCUGGCCAUCUUUUCCUUCACCUGUGUUGUGCCAGUGUGUGCAGCCAGCCUCUGGACACUGAAACCAUGACUGUCUCUCUGAUCACCACAUUAACCAGCCUCACUGCUUUAGUCUCCUGCCAGGCCUGGAGGGCUGCACACUGACGACACAAUGCUCCAUAAAACAGCCCGACAUGAAGACAGAUUGUUUCACGCCUGCUUCUUUCUUUCAAAAUGUUUAACUGUAGUCCUGUUGCCAGAUUUCUCAAUCAGUUUCCUGUGUUUGCUCAUGUGUGUAUAAAACUUUUAACCCUUCAGCUGACAUAGUUUUGUUUCUCUUUUUCUUCAUGACAGCUAAGGAGCAGUACCACAUACCAGGUAAUCAAGUUUUAAGUGAAAUACACACUGUAGUGCAUUUGCAGCGUUUUUUGAAAUCAUUUGCUGCACAUUUCCACCACUGUGUUUGUUUUGGACAUUUGCAUGCGUUUUUGAAGAUCAUCUAUUUGAAGCCAGUUUUUCUACCAAAUGAGCUGUUGCAGAUCAUUUGCUCUUGUUGCCUAUCCUGCAAGAAGGCCAAAGCUCCUAUAGCAACACCUAUUCACACAAAUAGGGAUUUUUAGUGCCAAUUAUUAAAAACACUUGAUGUCCUAAAUCUGGGGGUAACUUAUGACUUUUACAGCACUGCAUUUAAAAGAUAAAUAAUGUACUGUUGUCAUUACUCACUACUUUCACUUUGAAGUCAGCAGAUUAAAGUUGCUUUUACAGAAUCCGAUCUGUGUGUUUGUGUGUGUGUGUGCAGGUGCUGAGGACAGGCGUCUGAGCUAUGAGUGUAACAGCAAACCGGUAUGUCCCGCUAAAUGUCGCUGUGAGGCGAAUGUAGUCGACUGCUCCAACCUCCGCCUCACUAAGUUCCCCGCACACCUGCCAACCUCCACCGAAGAGCUGUGAGAAUAAAACACUCAGACAGAAACACACAUACACACGAUAACAUACACAGUUUUACACAUAAUACCUCUACAGUUCCCUCAGAGUCAGACUGAUUAACUGGAGCUUUAAGGUCAGUGGUGUAAAUUACAAAAAAUCACUGUAAAAAAUCACCAGAAAGUCAUUGGUCUUAAAAUUCAGGUGCUAUUUUUGGAAUCAAAAAUUGCCUAAAACAAGGAUUCAUUCUAGUGAGACUGACUGAGUUCAUCACUCUGUGAGAGACUGUGAGCAAAUAGUUCAAGAAUGUUAGAAUAAUGUUAAAAUUCUGUUCUAACAAGAUUUCAUCAUCUACAGUUCAAAAUGUCAGAAAAAAUGCAGAGAAUCUGGAGAAAUCUCGGCCCAUAAGAGAAGAAGAAAUCCCCUGGGUGGGACUGCAUUGAAGACACACAGGCCUCUGUAGUGGAAAUCCCUGCAUUGGGUGCAAAUCAAUUCCACACCAUCAUUUGUGAAUACAAUUAUUGUAUGAUGCACAAAUACACGUUAAAACCCAUACCAUCCAAAGAUGAAACCAGGCUGUACAUAAAAAAGAUGAUAAAGAUGGGAAGAGGUUGCAACGCUGUUCAUCAUCUACGCCUCAAUAUAUUAUUAAAAAAGGAGUCUGCAAUGGAAGUCACUGCAUCAGCUUACAAUCACUUCGAAAAACCACUUGUAGGUUUAUAAAUAUGAUCCAGAAAAGCUGGUGACCUCUCUGGGCCUGUCUUUGACUGACUGAAGCUGUUCUGUGGUCCAUCAAACUGAAACUUACCUUGCCACCUGGUUUAUGAACAGAGCAAAACGUGAUGGAGUGAGGUUGCAUCACCUGGACACUUAAUCAGUUGUCAGUCAUACUGACCUUGCUGGUACAUCAGUCUGACUCUGAUACACUUUCUAUUUUGAGACUGCUUUUAUUCAAAGUGUGUUUUAGUGUCUGUUAUCCCUGUGGAGUCUUAUUUUCAAACUCUGUACACACACAAGCGCGCGCACACACAGUCCCGUGAACACACACAUGUGCUGUAUAGAGGCACUUUAUAGAAAUCCAUGUUGACAUGUGUGUAUGGACUCAUCCUGCAUGGAUGCACUCUCAGUGGACAAACACACACACACAUUCCAAACUAACAAUGUUUUUUUGCUCUGUCCUCUCCAUGGUCGCUCUCUCUGACCGCUCUCAGGCGUCUCAACAACAACGACCUCUCCGUGCUGGAGGCCACUGGUGCCUUUAAGGGCCUGACGCAGCUCAAGAAAAUGUAGGUCACUCAGAAAAACUGAACAAUGACACUCAGACAUCAAACGACACUCCCAGACCAUCUCAUUGUCUGUUUUUACAAUGAUCAUAAAAGAGAGAGAGGAGGUUCAGACCAAACUACAGUUCAUGUGUGCAUUUUCAACAGGACCGCCAACAAAGCUUUGAAGCUCUAUCUGGCCAUAUGGGAAAAUAAAACAGGCUUUAACUGUUUUCUGUCUAAGACAUCCAAGGGAUAAUAUGCAAACUUGAAAUGUAUUUAUGAGUUACAUUUGUAUGUCUUAAAAUGCCUUGAGCUCCUCAAAAGAUUUGAACUAGGUAUGAGACAGACUGAAGUUUAUACUGGUGCCUUUACAUUAGCCACAAAACAUACCAAACCAUCAGCCACAAGAUUUAUUAAUUCUUCACUAAAAUUUUGUAUGCUGCUGUCAGGGUGUAGCUGGGUACUAGGAAAUUUAACACUUGCCUAUAUAUUUUGUAUGUUUUGUGUAUUUUCAGGCACUGUUUCAAUCAAAAUGAGUAUUUUGUGAUGACCUGUUGUUGUAAUGAACAGAUUGGGACCCAAAGUAGUGACACAAACUGGUUUUCAAAUGGAUCUUGCCAUGUUGAGCCGGGUUACAGGUGAAGGUUCUAGCAGCUCCUACUGAGAGUGUGCGUCAGAGUUCCCAAAGGUUCUUGAGUCCGGAGGGUAGUUGCACAAAGAUCUGAGCACAAAGUCAAAACAAAAUGAGAUGGUUGCAAAAAUGUCUCACAAAAUAUUCUGAGACUGAAUACCAGGCUUGGUAAAUGGAUGAUCUGGCAGUGAGUGGAAGACUGAGACAGGCUUUUAUACUGCAGAGAGUGUGGGAGUGUGGGUGGCUUGAUUGCAGAUAAGCAGCAGGUGAGAGGACUUGAUUGCAGCAGGGAGAGUUGAUCCAGCUCCAUGUAAAGAGAGACUAAUGAGACAGACACACACACACAAGAACAAAGUAAGAGGAGGAGACUCAGAACCUCACAUCCAAGGUAUAUAUUAAUUUUGCCCUGACUGCGGAGAAAAACUAAAGAUAGACGGUCAUAAUUGUAGUCUUCUUCAGCUUGCUGUCCUGUUUCAACAUCUUUGUGCUCUGUAUGUUUUUAAUUAUGUGUGUUUUAAUGGAUUUAUUUGUCAACCUUGACCAAAAAACACACAUUUGUAAGGCCAGAAGUAUUGUUUAUCAAUCAAUCAACAUACCUGCCAACACUCCCGUUUUUCCCUUGGACUCUCCCGUAUCUCAGACCCAUCUCUCGCCCACCUCCCGUAUUGUCAUUUCUCCCGGGAAUCUCGUGUAGUUUGAUGGUCCACGUUCAUUCAUGAAUCGGAUCACUAUAUUUGUCCAAAGUUUCCAGGUUUCCAGACAACUGAAGAUAGUCCUGUGUUUCUGCUGAGCCUCACAGACACUGGAUUGAUACUUGUACUUUACAAUUUGGGAUGAUUCAGGUCGGUUUAAGCUGCAAACUACAUUUAAGCAGUGUUUGUUGCAAAAUGAAUACUUCAAUGAAAGGGAAACAAACGCAAGAUAUAAUACUUUCAUUGAUAGUCCUGCACCAUCUCGGAGUGAUUUGUUCAGGACAGCCUCAGAUAAAAGAGUGCUGUAAUGCUCACACAGAUGUUCAGAGAGACUUAUACGGGAGAGCAUGUAAAACAUAUGAGGACUUUAACUCUAAUAUUAGUGGACUAAAUAAGUUCAAGACAUAUUGAAGCUAUUAUUUUUUUUAUUACCAUUUGUUUUUGUUCGAACAAAAAAGUGUGCAGCUUCACUUAUACCUAUUUGGAUGAGCAAUUUAAUUACCCAAAACUGCCUGGCACGCACCACAAAAAUCUCCCAGAUUUUAUAACCCAAAUGUUGGCAGGUAUGUCAAUCAAUCAAUUUUUAUCUAUAGAGUGCCAAAUUAUAACAGUCGUUAUCCCAAGAUGCUUUCCAAAAAGAGCAGCCUAGACCACGCUUUUUGUUUGUUGUAUAAAAGAGACAUUAAGAUGGGACAUAUUUGACCCAUCGCGUCCAACAAGAGUGACAGUGGCAAGGAAAAACUUCCCUUUAAUAGGCAGCUGUUUACUGUGUGUUUUGAAGACGUACUUGUGAAAUUCAGUAUGGCUUUGACUUCCCCAGAUUUUCCUUUAAAAUUAGCGGUAUAUUUCAUUGUUGUUUAAUCACUGGUGUGAUCAUUCAUGCCUUUUUUACACACAAAAACAGAUAUGGAAAAAAUAGAAGAAAAUGAUAAAGGAGGGGUGCUUAAAAGGUUGGCUCCAGUAGACAAUUUCAUUUCAAGUGCUUUUAGACGGGACCACACAAAUCUCUGUAAUUUACUGGCUUUUUCUUUUUUUUGCAGUAAUCUAAGCAACAACAAAAUCUCAGAGAUUGAAGAUGGGGCUUUUGAAGGUGCAUCAUCAGUGAUGGAGCUUCACCUGACGGCCAAUCACCUGGAGUCUGUAAGGGGCAGCAUGUUCAAAGGCAUGGAGGGGCUGCGGAUGCUGUGAGUUCAAUUACAGUCACACAAACCACAGCUGAGGGACAAUUUGAACACAUUCUGUGUCCACGAAAAUAAAAGAAUACCUCUGAACCAUUAAAUAGUCUGUAUGGACCAACGUCUUUAAGAUGAGGCUGGACAUAAAAAGAGGCUGAAGCUGCAGGUUUUCAGACUCAGGCUGUUCUGAUUUUAUGUUUAUUUCCUCAUGUGUGUGUGUGUGUGUGUGUGUGUGUGUGUGUGUGUGUGUGUGUAGGAUGCUGAGGAACAACAAAAUCAGCUGUAUCCAUAACGGCAGCUUCACUGGGCUCACUAAUGUCCGGCUGCUCUCCCUCUACGACAACCAGCUGAGCACCAUCCUGCCGGGAGCCUUCGACACUCUGCCCAACCUGUCCACGCUGUGAGUCCCACACACACACCCACACACACACUCUCUCUCUCUGACAGAUUCAUCCUUUAUGCUCCUCUUCAUGUCUUACUUGACUUUUCCCCCUCCAACAGAAAUCUUCUGGCCAAUCCUUUUAACUGUGACUGCCGGCUGUCCUGGUUCGGGGCAUGGCUUCGAAGCCGACGAAUCGUGACGGGGAACCCUCGCUGUCAGGGCCCCACGUUCCUCAGAGAGAUCCCACUGCAGGAUGUAGCUGUGCCUGACUUUCGCUGUGAAGAUGGUACGAUACACACACUUGAAUACAAACUGAAGCUGCUUUAUGAUAAAAAGUACCAGGAAGUAUUUGGUUCCUGUGGAAACUAACCCUUAUAAAGUUUCUAAUGAGAGCCUUUAAGGGUGUAAAAGAAAGAAUACAUGUCUUGCAUAUGUUUUUAUUGAUACUUAUUAGCACCUAUAAAUGGCGAUAUGUAUCUCAUAUGGUCUCUACCCUGUUAAUUUAAGUAAUGUGCAUACUUAGAGAUCAAAUUUGCUCAUGAAGAGCACAGUUGGCACUAUAUGGACUACAUGAAUUUUUAAGAUAGUGAAUCAGAAAAAAAAAUGAUUAAAAACUUGAAAUGAACUUUUGGCUUUAGAUAUUUUGACCUCUCCCCUCUGUUUCUGUGUUCAGGCUCCGUUCUGGAGGACAGCAGCUGUGCUCUGGGGCCACAGUGUCCCAGUCAGUGUGCCUGUAUGGACACGGUGGUCCGCUGCAGCAACAAACACCUGCAGGCCCUGCCCAAAGGACUCCCCCGCAACGUCACUGAACUGUGAGUCUGAAAACAUGAAGACAGGAACUUUUUUUUACCUUAUCUGGUGUUUGACUCAGCUUCUGUCCCGUUAAUGCAAAGAGGAAGGAGCAGGGCCUUAAAGUCCUCUUUAUUCUUCCACAUCUGUGAAGGCUCCAUUAAUGCUGAACAAUCUGUACAGGUUCAGCAGCACCAUCCAGACAAAAACUUUUCAGGGAAGACUUUCAUAUUUCAGCAAGACAAUGACAAACCAUGUUCUGCAGGGAUUACAACAGCAGGGCUCUGUAGUAGAAGAGUCCUGCUGCUAAACUGGCCUGACUGCAGUCCGGACUUGUCACCUGUUGAAAACCAUCAAAGAAAUAAUAAUACAACAAAGGAGACUCUGAACUCUUGAGCAGCUGCAAUCUUUUAUCAGACAAGACUGGGACAUUUCCAAAGUUUAGAAACUGGUCUCCUCUGUUUAUUGUGUCAUUAGCAGUAAAUUUAUAAUGUGCAUAAAACAGUUUUGAUAUUAAACUUGUCUUUGCACAACUAUCAGUUAAAAUAGGUUUUAAAUAUGCAAACCAUGAAAUUCAGUUGUACGGUGUCCCCACUUUAGCCGUGUGCUUUGCAGAUAUGUAUGUCAUUUUACAGGGAAUUAAAUUUUUAUAACUGCAAAAUGAAAAAGUGAAAUUUGAUGGGGUAAAAACACUUGACCAGUGCUGUAUUUGUAGAUUGUUACUGAGUUGUGUUUUUAAAGGUGAACUUGGAGGUAAUUUCUGGUGUUUAUCAUUUCUUUGGUAGCUGAAAUAGAUUCAGUAAAUAGUUAAACAAUUAUAAACAUAUAAAUGACUUUUACCUGAUAAAACAAUUUAAAAUAGUAAUUGUAAAAUGGAAUUUUAUUUGAAAAAGAAGAUAAUGAAAUGCUCUGAUUUUCCUGCUGUUAUUGCUUUGCUAUUGUCAUUAUCUUGUUCAUUUUAAUUAAUUCAUGAAGAAGAAAGAAAUGAAAAGAACCUCUUGACUUUAUGAAGCUUUAAUUACAUAUGAAUUAGAGAUGAAUUAUUCAGGAGUGACCUCUGAAUUAAUAUUCAUCAGAAAUCUGUAACAAAUGCCUCUGUUUCUUGUGUCUUCUCAGGUAUCUGGAUGGAAAUCAGUUCACCAGCAUUCCUAAGGAGCUGGUUACCUUUAAAUACCUGCAGCUGGUGUAAGAGACACUCGAGUGAACACUCAUACUGAUCCCUACACUCCACAAACCCUCAGACACGUCCGCACACACUCCACUGAAACCUCUGACACUUACUGUGUUUACUUUAGUCAUCUCUGCUGAUUGUAUAAACACAUCUGCUUCGUAUGGAGAUGAUUUUAUUCAUAUACACGCAGCCGACACACAGACAGACUGCACACAUCCGAUUCAAAGAGAAGCAAAGACUAAGAGUGUUUGUUACUGCAUGUUUGAGUUCCUGUGUUCAAGUUUCAGCUCUGAAAUGAGAGUGUGGAUGCAAAGUAAGACAUGACAAAUCCAUAGUAGCAUCUAUAGUAAGAGGCUAAUAUAGAACACCUGUCCAACGGAGUAAUAUACUGUAUAUAAUCUGACUUGUUUACUCUUGUUUUAGGUGUACAAACAGGGCCACACAAUACAAAUAUUUAAAGAAGUUUUAAAUUGCGCUAGGUAACAAAACUUUCAGUAUGUGCUACUUUGGAAACAUGGUGGUACAAGAUGGGAGAGCCACUACACAGUAGAUUUAAAUAGGCUUAUAAAAAAUCCUGUCCACACGACAGCACAGAAAUAGUUAAAAAUGCUCUCAUAAGCAUGUCAGUGCAGUGGGUGGUGAUGACAUGCAACCAGUCUGUUGUAAAAUAGCAAACAUGAUCAUUUAGCGCAUGUAUAUUAAGCAUUUGUUGGAGAAUAACAAUUUUCCAAGUGCAACAGGCUUAUUUGCCCUUGCACAAGGAUACAGUGAUAAAGGAAAAUGUGUGUUCUUUGGAAACAUGCACUUUAACCAAGUACUAAGCAGACACGUGAUGGUAGGCUGAUCAUUUUAUACAUGCCCACUCCAUAUAACAACAACUGCUAUUUUCAAGCGGCGGUAACGACGUCAGCAUCUUCAUCUUUGGCACAGAGAAAAAAAUCUCACUUUCAUGAGUCAGAGUAGGACACCAAACUCCCUUUUUCAUUGGACCAAACAUGAAGAAAUUUGUCUUCAAUUACCUAAUAAUUAUUGUUUCCAUUUAUGUAUUCAGUUUUGAAUAAUUUCAUUUAAAUCUCCAUAAAUUAGUUACACUGCAUUCAGAGGAGUAGGCACGUGCUGACAGCCACAGUGUAAUCAUGAAGAUGUCCAGCAGGGGGAACUGUGGACUGUGUAAUUUAUUCUGUCAAGCUUGGUCUAAAAGUGAUAUAUAUUCAGACCGAGCCACAAUCAGUCAUUAACUUCUCUGUUUGAUUAAUAAACAAAUAAUUCAUUAGCUGCUCUGAAACAUGAAAUUAUUCUGUGAUCACAGAGAGAAAGAGAGGUCCACGGAGAGAAAAAGCGAAUAUGUGUUAUUAGUUAAUAAAGGUAUGUGUGUGUGUGUGUGUGUGUGCGUGUGUGUGUGCUAUAAGUGUGUGUCUUUGUAUCUAAUGGGACUUCUGCAGUAUAUUGGUUGUAUUGAUCUGACUGACCCUUGCCUCUGCAGAGAUCUGAGCAACAAUAAAAUCAGCUCCCUGUCUGACGACUCCUUCUACAACAUGAGCCAGCUCACCACUCUGUGAGUCCACGCACAUACACACACACACCACACAUACACAAAUAUACAUGCACACACAUAGUAAAGAUUCUGCUCAAAUAAACAGAGCACUGACUGUAACAGAGACCUGCAGCUAUGAUUUAAAAUCAUCAUCAAAAAUCUCCUUCUUUACUUGGGUUCAGAUUGUUUUGGGGACUUUAAACAAGAUAUUAUAUCAUUUUUUUGGCACCACAGGCAUUUGUAUUGUGUCUUUCCAAGGUUAUUUCUAAGAGUAGACACCUGUAGCUGUAAAAUUUUAGGCUGAGGUUCUGGCUUUCUGGGAGUCUAAACAGGUCCUGAAGUAUAUAAUGUUUGUGUAUACAUAUAUUUAUUGAUUUUUACAUAUAACAAGGUGUUUAUGGGACAUCUUGGAAUAACAUAGAACCCCCCCCAAAUGUCUGAAUAUGACAACACAUACCAAAAAAAAAAUACAUUACAAAUUAAAAGACUAAUAAAAUAAAAUAAAAAAUAAAGUUAAAAUUAAAUAAAGGAAAAAGAAAUAAAAAAAUAACAAGUUAUCGUAUCUUGGACACUGCAUCGUGAUAUGUAUGGUAUAAUGAGACUGUAGGAAAUACCCAACCCUAAUACCCACACACACAAAAUGCACACAUAUGUUCACAUCUACAUACUCGUAUAAAUACACACAUUUAUAAAUGAAAGGAAAAUAUAGUACUUUGCGCAAACACUGAGAACUGAAUGUAAAUAGGUAGUUGUGCAUAAACUGAGGAGGAGUGAGUCAAACAAAGCCUCACAGAAAACAUUUUUCCAUUCAAAGAAUUGAACAAAAAUCUAUUAGGAAUUACAAACAAAGAAACCGACAAAGAUUCCCCCCUAACAUUUAUACCAGCCCAUUAAAAUUUCACUACAACCUCACAAUCCCAACACCUCACUCAAGUCACCAUUUUUGAUCAAAUCCAAAAAAAAGGGGAAUGAACUCAAAUCUGCUUUCUUCCUCGCUCCUUAUGUUAGUUUUUCAAGAGCUUAAACUGCUAAACCAAGAGAAGGCUUUUUCAUGUAACACUGAUUUCAUGUACAGAGAUUUUGGUCCUCACCAGUCACAGGUUCAAAUCUUGAUCCUGUUCCUCUUCGGUACAUGUCGUUUCUGCAGGGUUUCCUCUUUUCUUCAGCAAAAUAAUAUAAUCUUAUAAACAGAAACUGUCAUCACCUCUUUUUUGCCGUCAUGUUGUUGCAAAAUAAGUAUAUUAUCAUUCCAGCUGGAAACAUUACCAUAUCCAGAAGCAUUUUUCAGUAAGUCUGUAAGAUGAUGGGUUCAAACAGGCAGAGCACUAAAACAGACCCUGGAAUGUAAAUCCGGCUUUGUCCUGCUAGUUGGCUCGAAAAGCCCCAGAGAUAAAGUUGCUUUCAGCUUGUAACAUUUUGCUGUCAUAUAUUGAAAACAUAUAAACUCUGCUCUUGUGGAAAUAUUGCCUUUAAUUAUGUGUGUGGCUAAAGCUACUACACAAAGAUAUCAAAGGUCGUGAUUUUAUCUUUGCGUUGACAUUGUGUCGUUUCUCCUCCGGCAGGAUCCUCAGCUACAACUCUCUGCGCUGUAUUCCUCCUCUGGCUCUGGGUGGCCUGCGCUCUCUGAGGCUGCUGUGAGCUCACACACAUAUACAGAAAUACAAAUACAAACACACACACACACACAGACAGACACACACUGCUGUCUCUAGCCAAACCACAUCACUCUCCCCUUUGGCUUUAUUACAACAACCCUUCAUCUGUUUCUGGACUGCCAGUAUUUCUCUGUUGUUGAGCAUGAUGAAACUUGCUGCCUGUCAGACUCAUUGCCGUCUUUGAGUUUUUUCACUUUGACCAUUUUUAACCCUCUGCUGUGUCCUUCUUCCAGCUCUCUCCAUGGCAACGACAUCUCUGAGCUGCAGCAGGGCAUCUUUAGCGACGUGGCCUCCCUGUCUCACCUGUAAGCGCUCAAAUAUACAUGUAGAGCACGCACACGAACACACGUAAUGACAGCGCGGGCUGAGUGUAACGGGCAGCAGGGUCAGUCCUUGCUGACAGAAUGAGGUCUCUCAGUGUGUGUGUGUGUGUGUGUGUGUGUGUGUGUGUGGUGUGUGUGAGAUGACUCCCUUCAUGGCUGCAGUCACAUAGAGUCCAGUGCUGGUAGAGUGAGUGGUUUCAAGUGGCUGCCUGGCGGAUUGAAUUAGCUGGAGAGAUCUAUUGUUUUCCCCACGGGUCUAUUGAUCAGAAGUGUGUGUGUGUGUGUGCGUGCAUGCGUGUGUGCGUGCGUGCGUGCGUGCGUGCGUGCGUGCGUGCGCGCGCACAUACAGUAUAACCAUCUUCAGAUGAGCAUGACCUAUGUGAGUCAAUGUUAGGAUCUACAGUAAGCUCAGAAAGAGGAGAAGAGAGAUGGGUGAAGAUGAGGAACAGUCAGGAAGAGUGGGAGUGUUUGUAUUUGUCUCCUGAACUCUGACUCCAGUUCUGAAAUAAGAUCUAGUUUUAACUCAGGUGAUGAAUCGGGCUGUAAAAUGGCCCUCAUUUUGAUUGUUCUGAGAGGCUCCUUGUCUUUUAUUUAUUUAAUGCAGGGUGGCGUUUUAACAUUGCAAUGAAGACAAAUAUCCAAUAUGUGGUGCAUUCAGGUUCACCUUAAAGGUUUGUGUACUCAUUCCUAAAUUUUGCAUCCACCACCUGAAAAUCUUCAAACCUUUUUUGUUUUUAUUUUGAUGCCCUCUCAUAGGAUACAUAGAUACUUCAUUAACCUCUCACAGUAAAAUUGCGGUAUUAGCUACAAUUGAGUAAAAGAGCCUUAUAUUCUCAUGAAGUGUAAAAUCAUUGUCCUAUGAGAAUUAAGUUAUUGUAAAAUCAUUUCCUCAGGAGAACAAGGUUACAACAGUAGUUAAAUCCUUUUCUCACAAAAGUAGAAUGGUAGUGAAUCCUUUUGUGAUACAAGUAGCAGAGGGAAUAUCAGUCUACAUUUGUCCUGAUAUGAAGCAUAUCAAUAAAUCCCUGUUUAUGCUCCUGAUCUGAUCCAGAUUCUUGCAAAAACCUUUGUGGUGUUUUGGUGUCAUGAUGUUUUUGGUCUGUAGCUCAAAAAAAUUAGAAAUUGAGAAUCUCAAACAGUUUUUUUUUUUUUUUAAUCAAUUUACAAAUUGAAAUGACAUAAAGAUGUCCAAUAAUGUCCCCUGGCAUUAUUCACCCAGAGAUGGCAUAACACCAAAGGUCACAUUUUGAAUGCAACAUAAGUCUGCAAUUCUGGUCUGAACUUGGCUGGUGGUGUCAAAUCUGAUAUUAUUCUCUGUUCAAAGCAAAGGAAAGGUUUUAAAAUAGUUUAUAGUGGUCUAUGAAGGGAUGCCGUUGGCUUUGGCGUUCUCCUCCAUACAUAUAAAACAGCCACUGUGACAUUGGAUUGCUGGAUUUUGCCUCCAGUUAUCAGAAAGCGUCUCCUGUGCUCACUUUACCUCACAGAGACCUGAUCAUCUGAGUUUGAUUAGAAGCUCUGAUGUGAAGUCAAUGUCUCAUUGAAAGACGGAGAGUGUUUUUCCUCCUCAUCACUUCAUCCUGAUGGAGUUUAAUCGACUGAAGAGAAUUAAGAAAGCACCCACAUCAGCUUCUCAUACCUUGACCUUGUUCUGAGGGUGUGUGUGUGUGUGUGUGUGUGUGUGUGUGUGUGUGUGUGUGUGUGUGUGUGUGUGUGUGUGUGUGUGUGUGUGUGUGUGUGUGUGUGUGUGUGUGUAAGAGUGUGUUGUCAUGUGUGAUAUUUGAUCCCAUGGUGGUCUCUGAUAAUCUUAUCAAGUGAAACAAUGGACCUGAUCUAAAUGAACAUCAUCGUUCAAGUGAUUGUGUUCUAUGUGUGUGUGUGUGUGUGUGUGUGUGUGUGUGUGUGUGUGUGUGUGUGUGUGUGUGUGUGUGUGUGUGUGUGUGUGUGUGUGUGUGUGUGUGUGUGUGUGUGUGUGUGUUUUCACUCAUGCUUGCUUUGUGUGUCCGGGACUGGGACACACUUAUAGGGCUGAGAGCUCCACUCUGUGGUUCUGAUGAUAACUGCAAAAAUCCAGACAAAUUUUUCUUUAUUUAUUUUUUUCUUGAAUGUUUAAUUGACUUUUUUCCCCAUAUAAGUUUUCUUUACUUUGUUUCUUUUUUCUGUCGUAAAGUUUAUCUUUCUUUUGCUGUUUUUUCUAGUCUUUUUAUUUUUUGUCAGUUUCUCUCUCAUUUUUAUUUUGAAUUCUCUUUUUCUCUCAUUUUUCUCUCUUUUUUCAAUUUUUCUUUGUCUCAUCUUUCUUUUUUCUUUCCUUUCUACAUUUCUCUAGCUUCUUUCUUAUUUUCUUUUUAUUACUUUCUUUCCUUAUUACUUUUUUCUGCUUUGUUUUUUUCUUUUUCUUUAUGUCCUUGGCCCUAUUUUCCUUGUUUUUUUCUCUUUUUUUACUCUUUUUAGUCAUUGAAAGCUGUUUAAUCUUUUUUCUUUUGAUAUUUUUCUUUUAUUGGCUUCUCCUCAUUAAAUUUUGUUCCCUUCUUACCUUGCUUUUUAUAUAUAUAUAUUUUACUUUUGUCAUUCUUUUCUCUUUCUCUUUCUCUGUUUAUCUUACUUUGCCUUCUUUGCUUUAUCCAUUUUCCUAUUUCCUGAUAAUAAAAACAUUUUUCUCCUUUCUCCUCUUUUCCUAGAACAGAGUUUCUCUUCUUUUCAAUCACACACUGACUGUUUCUCUGUUUAUCUUUUUGUUUUUUCGUUCAGAGCAAUUGGAGCCAACCCUCUGUACUGUGACUGCCGGCUGCUCUGGCUGUCAGAUUGGGUGAAGAGCGGCUACAAGGAGCCCGGUAUCGCUCGCUGUGCUGGACCCCGUGGCAUGGAGGGAAAACUGCUGCUCACCACUCCCGCUGAAAAGUUUCAGUGUCAGGGUAAGCUGUUAGAAAGACAUGUGUGGAUUUAGCCUGUUUUUGCUCUCCAUACUGACUGUUUUUCCUGCAUAUGCCUGCUGCUGCUGCAUGAUUGGUCUAGACCACUGAACCUAAGAACCAGACCAGAACACUUGACAUACUGACCCUGCCUAUCUUGAAGUAGAGAUGAAUCAUGACACAGAAACUCUUGGCUUUCAUUGGAGCUGGAGAGGAUCCCUCUUUCUUAUUCUCUUUCUUCCUAUUACCAUUUUUGUUAACUUUGUAGUUCAGGUAAAUGAUUUUACUCAGAUAAAGUACUUUCAAAGUCAAAGUGACCUUACAUCUAGAAUCUAAUAUCAUACUGUAUAUCCACAUUCUUUCAGCGAUUUGUCACAAGGACAAUGUCGACUGCUUUUCAAAAGCUUUUUUAUUAUUUUCUUUCAUUGGAAAAGUGAUCUGAGAGGGAAAAAAAUCACAUCCUGAUGUUUUAUAAUAGAUACUUGAUAAAAGACAUGUAGAACAAAGUGCUGCUCUUAAAGGGGAUGGUAAAUUCCUACUGGUUUUAAAAGCUUAAGCCUACAAAUAAAGAAUGAAAACAAGGUGAACAGUUUUAUGUUUGCAGACAGGGCCAAGCAGCUCUUCUUAUUAAAUGCAUCAUUGAAUGUGAACCUCAGAGCGUAACCUUUGUUCUGCUUCAACCAUGUGACCAAUUGACCGAGCUUUCAUUGGUCGUAAUUAUGGUCAGAAAAGAAAAAGUCUGCAUGUAGCUUGAGCUAAUUUUCUGACGCUCUGUGAGUCAUUUCACAUUCAUACACCAGUACAUAAAGCUCUGGUUGGUGUUCUUACUGAGUUAAAAUCGGAAAACAUUGAUCACAAUAGAAAUAUCAAUUUUUCUGCACAACCAAUAGAAUCAGGGGUUUCGAGAAUCUGAAGGGUCAGAUCUUGAUAGACUGGUCAUAAAGACAUAAAACCCUCAGGAAGCAGUCAAAAUUCAGCACCAUUGAUUUGACCAUUUUAUUGGUGACCAAGUCCAGGGGUGGAGAAUGUCAAAUUCUUUUGCUGGGUGUAACUAACAUUAGCAGAGCGAGUGCUUUAGCUUUUGGUCGUCUUUGUGAGUUAACAUCUACAUGCCUUUGCUGGUUGCACAUUGCUAAAGGUCACUUCAACCGAAAGCUUACAUUAGAGCAGGGCGAUUAAUCUGGUUUUAAUUACAAUUACGGCUCCCCGCGAUCAUAACAAUGUGAAAAUCAAGUCUGAACGGCUAUUGAUGCGUCCACUGUGUCUCACUUGUUUUGUCCGACAUGAUUAAUGAAGUUCAACCUCCCUUUCCUCCUUAAAAGCAGACGUGUCCUGUCCUCCACUGCUCCCCUCAAACAGCUCUGGCUUUCAUGUCACUGUCAUGAGCUCAGAUCAGUGUGCAACAAAACAAAGAUUUGCGAGGAAGUUGCAGAUUUACCCACUGCAUCUUCACCACAUUGUGCUCCAGCAGUAUGAACAAUAACACAAAUACAUAUGGAGAGAGGAGAGGAGGGAGAGGAGCAAGAGGAGUGUAUCCACUGAUCAUUCUUACUUUAGAUUGUUGGCCAUACCCCUUAAGUGAAUGAUCUCCCUCCCUUGUCCAUACCUUAUGUGGUCAUGUUGCAAAAAGUGUGUAAGACAAGCUCUCCUGGUGAUCUAAGAGCACCACCCUCUUUAGGAUAUCGCUCCUGUUAAUGCAAAGAUUCUGAUCAGUGUUUCAUGUCAAGUAUAAAACAGCUGUUUUUAAGCUCUUGCUGCUGCACUUUUAGAUCGCACUGCAUAAACUGAUAGUCUCACAAACUGCAUCUUCUCUGUGAACCACCAACUUUAAGAAAAAGUGCUUUACAAUUGAAUUUAACUUAGUAAAAAUUAUCUGAUGCUAUGCUGUUUCACUCGGGCUCUAAUCUUAUUUUGUGUGAUUUCUAACACAGCUCUCGGCACCACUGCGGGUUCAGUUGUGUGUCAGUAUAGACACUGAUCUUUUAUUCAGUGUUUUAUAUUUCUGCAUGGGGAUUUGUUUUCAACUGUCAUCUUUGUGAUGAUAAAAAGCUUAAUUAAUCUACGUACGAUCCAGAAAAGACUACAGAGGUAAUUAAUUUUAAUAGGAUCUAUAAUAAGAGCUAAAACAUGGAGCACUAACAGGGUCUGAAGGUUUGAUCCCUCUCUCUGUAGAGUGCAAAGAUGGUGUGAACCUCCCAUUAGUGACACUUUCAUCAGACCCUGUGUGUAUUAUCAGAGGCGCUAAUCCUUGAAUUUUUAAACAUCACAAUACUCCCAAAUUCACUGUGAAACGCUGACUUUUAAGUCCUGCUUGGAAAUAGGACUGCGCUGCUUUCUCAGCAUUGUCUUUGUGUUGAAGCUUCACUGUGAGGCUUUCACACACUGUGGGUGAUGUCACCUGUGUCUUGCUCAUUUACAGAGUAACACAUGUCACAGGCAGCAGUCAGAUAGGUUGAACUUCAUGCUGAUCUCUCUUAAAUGAGCAUGAUCACAAGUUAGGAUAAAUGUACACUCUGCCGAGUGACUCCAUAGUGAACAGAUUACUGGCACACUGUCCCACCACAGUGACAACACAGAAUAAGACGGUCUAUUUAAAUGCAGUAAAUUAUUGUUGUUUAUCCAGAGAAAAAAGUUAGCACUCAUCUCCUCAUCAUCUCUUCUCAUUUUUACCCAUUUUGAUGAUGAUGUGUGUGAAUAAUGAUGUGUGUAAAUAAACUACACUAAACUUGUUUGUUUCAGGUAAAAAUAAAGCUUUGAAAAUCAACAUCUCAAUCAUCAGCAUAGUAAAACAGCCAUGACAGCAAGUACGCUGGAUUAUGUGAUAUGCUUUCUAAUGUUUGGAUAAGAGCUGAUUUUUUUGGUAUACAAAUCACUAAAACCUUAUUUUUAGUUUAAAAUCUUAAAAAGAUAGCUUAUCUAAUACUGAUUCUUAAAAAUUGUUGUGCUUCAUGUAAAUCAUUUGCUUCAUUGAGUAAAUUUGAUACUUGAACAACUCCAGACUACCUUGACUACCUUGGCUGAUUUGCAGUAGCUUUUCACUCUGUGAGAAACUGCGUGAGCAAGUAGUGCAACAAUUUCGAAAUUAUGUUCCUGAGGGCAAAAAUAUAAGAAGAAUUUGAGGACCAAUACCAGAUGAAUCGAGUGGAAACCCCUGAAUUGCUCAAAGUCCCUUUCAAAAACGACCGUCUGUGAACACAAUUCAUUGCUGCAUCCACUAACUUAGGUUAGAGUCAUUUGCAAUUUGAAAAAACGUAUUUCUCUGGGCUCAAACCUGUUUAAGAUGGACUGCAGCAAAGCAAAAAACUACUCUGUGUUCUUACAAAUCAUGAUUUGAAAGUCCUUUCGGAAAUCAGUUUACAUAUUUGUGAGGCCUCAAUUAACGCUAACCACUAACCAGCACAGUUUUGAAGUAACACACGUUGCCAUCCAGACAAAGACCUUGAGGAAGUCCAAUAGUCUGGUUGUUAAAUCCGUGUAUUUGUGUAUUUUCAGGUCCAGUGGAGGCAUCUGUCCAGGCUAAAUGCAGCCCGUGUGUGUCCUCUCCCUGCCAGAAUCAGGGCGUAUGUCAAGACCACCACUUACAGCAAUACACUUGUACCUGCAAGACUGGCUUCACGGUAGGAAACUGUGUUUGUGUGUGCAUAUGUGCAUGUUUUUGUGUGUCUAAAUCUUGCAGAGAGGCUUGCGUGAUGCACUUUAUCUAUUUUAGCCUACACCUUGUUACAUCUAAUCAAAAAACAUCUCCCUGUGGACGAACUGCAAUCCAUUAAAAACCCAGAGCUGAAUGUUUAAAACCACUGAUCCAAUUUUUCAUGUGUGUUUGCGUGUCGAUGGUUAUUAUUUUUGCCCACAGCGGUCUCUGAUAAUCCUGUCAAAUUACUCAGUACAUUCGACCUGAUCUAAUGUUGACUGCAAGUCAAAAAUGUGCUCCAUGUAUAAUGCCUUGCUUUUUGUGUGUGUGUGUGUGUGCGUGCGUGCGUGCGUGCGUGCGUGCGUGCGUGCGUGUUCUUCCAGGGUAAACACUGUGAGACUCCAGUUGAUGCCUGUGUCAGUAAUCCCUGCACCAAUGGUGGAUUCUGCCUCAGUGAUGAACAAACUAGAGGGUUCAGGUAACAGCGCCUCACCUUCAUUAAUGACAGGAUAAACAUGGAGGAGACCCUGGUUUAUUUUAAUUCAUUUGAUAAUUUAGUUUUGAACCUAUUUGCAGAAAAAAAAGAUCCCUGACUCUGUAAGACUCGAAUAAGGACAAAAUGUAAAUUAUGUCAGAAUAUUUUUUUACAGUCUGAAAUCAAUUGUACAGUAAAAUGUACUUGGCUUUUUCAUGAAUAUAUUUAAUAGGGAGUGAUUAACACAGUUUCUGAGAAUUUUAUUGAGAAAAUAUUUUCAUAAUUGGAAAAAAUGUACCUCUGUGGUCAUUAACAGUGUUAGGGUUUUGUAUUUCCUUUGUUUUACUAAACAAAGUUUAUUUAAUUGAAAAGUUGUGAAAUGUUAAAUUAAUCAUUCAAGUUUUAAUACUUGUUUUCCUCUUUUAUUUAACUGCCUAUCUGUCUUUAAUGUGGUUAAUAUCUGUUAACUGUAUUCAUGUCUGUUUUUAUUUCUUUAGCUGUGCUUGUGCUUUUGGUUUCCAUGGCACUUUCUGUGAGGUAAACGUGGACGACUGUCAGGAUCAUGGCUGUGAAAACGGUGCCACUUGUGUGGAUGGGGUGGGCAACUACACCUGCUUGUGUCCUCCAAAUUACGCAGGUAAUUUAUGAAUUCUUUACUUCAUUUUAUUUCUAGAUUUUGUGAGUAUUUUCAUAUACUUCUGGAGUCUAAAUGACAAAUUUAUGCAAGAAAUUUUUUUUUCAUGUUGUUGGGCCAAUCUGACAGCUGAAAAACAGGCUGUAAUAAAUGUAGACAUUCAUCUGCUAAGCUGAAUGAAGUAUUUGAUGUAUGGACCCUUAUUGUUGUUCAUGUUUUGUAGUUUUCACUGAGAAGUACUUUAAAUCGUCAUUCAUGCUAGUCCUGAUCCUGAUUUCUAAAAGAGGAGGCAGGAGAAUCUAAAUAAAGCAUCAAUCCCCCCAUAGCUGAAUCAUCUCAACACAUCAGCUCCUUAAAAACAAAAGAAUUUAGUUUGAUGUCCCAAUCUCUUUAGCUCUCAGCUUUUCCUGCAAAGAUCUCUCCCCCAACAGCAAUAUAUUAUGCUUCCACUGCAAAGAUUCCCUUCUUUGUGACUUUUUUGUGACUUUGUGAAGUUUUUUAUCCACAUUUGAAUAAUUUUCAUUUCCUCUAGUUCAAAACUACAGUGUCAUUUUGUUGGAAGGAGUAACUUUAGUCAUAAACAACAUUUUUAGCUACAUUUUUAUAACAGUUUCUUCUCUUCACUCGCUAGUUAUAAAUAUCUACAAAUAUAUCUUUUUUAAAAAUAGUCUCAAACUGGUUUUAUUCGGUCACAGUCUGCCUCCAAAUCCUUUUGAAAGUGGCUUUCUCGUUCUUGACCUCCUACUCUCUCCUCUUGUUUUCAGGUCUGUUGUGUGAGGAAGAGGAGGAUGUGUGUGCUCCAGGUAGAAACCCUUGUCAGCAUCAGUCCACCUGCAUCAGCACUCCUGCAGGCCCCAGGUGACGACAAACACACACUCAAAAAACACACACUCACUUAAACACUGACAGACUCAGCAAAGUUUCAGACCCCCCCUUGAGGUUAAGAAUACAGACACAUACGGAGGUAAAUGUUGCUGAGCUCUGUGUUGACUCCCCAAAAUCCUGCACCAUGUGUCAUGUAGCAUAUGUGUGUGUGUGUGUUUUUGUGUUGUAGGUGUGUGUGCAUUCCCGGGUGGGUGGGGCCGGACUGCAGUAUAGAUUAUAAUGAAUGUGCGGACCAUCGCUGUCAGAACGGAGCUCAGUGUGUCGACCAUCUGGAUGGCUACAGCUGCGUCUGUCCACAGGGAUACAGGUAGAGAGGGGAAACUGGGAAUUCUGGAAACUCUGGGGGACGCUAGAGAUGCUGCACUAUGGAAACUAGAGACUAUAAGGACUCAAGGGACACUCUAAAAAAACAUGUUUUAUAUCAUGUCAUGCUUAAAGAAAGCUUAUAUAUAACCACGUAUUUCAUGAGCAAAAUAAGGGUUUGAUUUUAAUCUUUGAACAAACAAUGAAUUAACAUAAAAAUUUGGACCAGGAGCCUCAUUAUCAUCAGAGUUUUAACACAGAUUGACUACAUUUAAGUGGGCUUGCUUAAAAUUCAGCCCAAACAGCCUAAAUUUUUUUUUUUUUUUUUUAUUCUGAGGGAAGGUAAAGGUCCAAAAAAAUUGUUCAUAUUUUUUUUUUUGCAGCACCUACAUUUUCUGUUAGGAGAGCCUCUGAGGCUCUAAGAAUCUCUCUCUGAUGAUACUCUCUCAUAUGUCCUCUACUUCUCUCAGUGGUGAGUUCUGUGAAGUGGCCCUUCCUCCUCCAUCUCUCUGCCAGUUGGCUCUGUGUCAGAACGGCGCCCCCUGUGUUGAGAAGACAGGCUCUGCCGUCUGUCAGUGUCUGCCAGGCUUUGAGGGCCAGAGCUGUGAGAAGCUGGUCAGCGUUAACUUUGUAGACAGAGACUCUUACGUGCAGCUGCAGGAUGUGAAGAACUGGCCUCAAGCCAACAUCACACUGCAGGUAGGACAUACGUCAUCCUGCAGGUGAGACAUAACAGUCUGCUACACACUCACACCCACUGAUUACAUGCGUGUGUGUGUGUGUUUCAGGUGUCGACAGCAGAGGAUAAUGGUAUAUUGCUUUAUAACGGAGACAACGAGCCAAUCGCUGUAGAGCUCCACCAGGGUCACGUCAGAGUCACGUAUGACCCUGGAAACCAGCCUGCCACAGCCAUCUACAGGUACACACGCUCACACACACUCUCACUGUCACUGUGAUGUCUGUUGUUGCGGAGGGUUAAACCCAGUCCAGUGCAGUACAUAGGCAGCAUGAGGACAGAGCUGAUGCAUGCAGCACAAAAGAAGAAUAAAAUAAGACUCAGUUAAAAAGUUUUAAAAGACAGAAUAAAGUUAAACAAAAUGCUAGAAAUAUAUUAACAGCAUCAAGCUAAUUAUUAAAGAAUAAAACAAAAGAAUUUGGCAGGGCUUUGCCCAGAAUUGACAUUUCUACCUUAUAAUUCAGAGUGCAUUGUGAAAGUGUAAAAAUAGUGCAACAUGAGUAAACUCAGUGCUGAUAUGUUGUGGAUUUAUAAAGUUUUGCAUCUGACUUUGAUGUUAUUUUAAGCACCAAAAGUCAAAUAUCACCUGGUUUAUAGGGUGCUGUCUGCAGAGUUUGUUAUUUCAGCUCAGUCUUCCCCCUUCAGUCAAAUAUCAUGUGGACUACGGGCUGUGUCAUUGUGCAAUAAAAAACAAAACAACAAGAGCCAAACUCUUACUUUGAAAACACACAUCCAUUUGAAUCUACUGGUUUGCUAAAGUGUGGUUUAUUAAAUUUCUGAUACUUUUAGUCCGUGAAAAUUAUGACAAUAAGGGUGUAGAUGCCCAAAAUAAACAAAAAGGAGCCCUUACAGAAACACAUUUAUUUAGGACGCUUCAGAUAGAAGUGAGCAGGAAUUUGACAAAAGUUUGAACUGUGUUGAAAAUUCACUUGAAGAGCUGAACGGCGUUCAAAUUUCCGGUGUGGAAGUCACGGCCACCGUCUGCUGAACUUGACCGGCUCCACGUUUUUAACACAACACUCAACCUUGAUCAGCGCGUCCUCAUCAUCACAUUUAAAAUCGGAGUGUUGGUUGUGCAGAACAAUCCAGUAGACUCCUGUCAGGUCCUCAGCAGCCUCUCAGCCAUUUGUAGCCAAGCAACGCUGCCGGCGAGUGUGUGCACGUCUGAUGUGUGUGGUUGCUCGGAGAGAGUCCUGCAGGGUUUGGGAACGUGGAUGGAUCAAACACAGACAGGGACAGAAGACACUUGAAGCAGAGUGUCUGCUUGAUCGCGUGUCGAGUGCUUCGAUGUUUGGAGGGUUCACAGUUAAGGAGGAUGGGGAUCAACCAGCCCAACCACACACACACACACAAACACACACCCACAAUCACACACAUUUACACUAAGUGAGGCUAUUUAUAUGAGAAGCAGCUGCAGAGAAGAGGUGACUGAGAGCAUGGUUAAUCAUCUGAGAAAGAUGAAUAGAUCAGAGACAGGUACAAGUGGUGCAAAAACCAGACAAAAUGAGUUGUAGAGAGAGGAGAGAUGAAUCAGUCCGAAAAGUUAAAAUUAUGACAUAGAAACACAGAAUAAACUUUCCUGCUCUGCGUCUAGUGUUCCAGUCUUUUGCCUAUCCUUGACUUUGUAGUAGUAAUGUUAUUCCUUAUUGUAAACAUACACUAAACAUCCUACCCCAGAUUAAGAACUGUAGACCUGUGUCCCCUCUGCCUUUCCUGUCAAGAAUAUUGAACACACAGUCUUGAACCAGGUCCUGCCCACUUAGGACCUGUGUGACCUAAACUGGUUUGGCUUUAAGAAGGACCACUCUACAUAAUUUACACUUAUUCUUAUAACAAAAUCACUGCAGUUUUCUAGAGUUGCUGGUCCCUCCUUAGUGUCAUUGCUACUUCUAACACAAUGAACCAUCAAAUCCUUCACCCCACACUCACUGAGCUUGGCAUCCCAGGAUCUGCCCUUCACAUAUCUGACCUCACUAGGAGAUCUAUUAGAGUAUCAUGGAGAGGAGACGUGCCCAAACUCCAUUGCUUAGCAACAGAAGUCCUUCAAGGGUCAGUGUUUGGUCCCCUCUUUUUUUCCAUAUACACCAUCUCAAUCAGUGCAGUUCUCUGCUCUCAUGGUUCCUCAUAUUGCCGUUGUGCAGAUGAUAUGAGGGUCUUCAUGUCAUUCCCACCAGAUGACACAACUGCCUUAGCCUGGAUUUCAUUGUGCCCUUCAGAUAUGUGAACAUGGAUAAAGGAACACCACCUCCAGCACAGCUUUUCUCAGACUGAACUUAUUUUUAUUCCAGCCAGUCCCCUCAUACAACCUUGGGUCAAUCCAUCUUAUACUAUUGUUGAUUUUCUACUACCAACAGCGACAACUUAAAGAGCUGUACAUGAAUAAAAUUCUUAUGAAUUUUAUCACAAGACGACAACUUUAUCAUCAUUGACAGGAAGGGAGAAGAAAGUAUGCAAUCCUGCGAACCAUUGCAAUAUCAACUUGAGAGAGAAAGUAUGUGUUGUAAAACUGCUUUAACUCUGGGCAUGAACCAGACCGUGGUUCAGUUUGGUCUGGACCGAGACCACCUCCUUUGGUCCGGACCAAGGUUCAGGGGAGGUUUCACACCUACCAUUUAGAUUUAGAAAAAGUAUUAUCUUUCUGACUGUUUGAUUGUAAUCUAAAGCCGAUCAGCUCCAAACCAUUUAACUCUCAGCCGGCGAAGACCCUGUUUUCUGCAGAAAAUGAAUGAUUAAGGCUGUCUUUUUAUCUGGUUUAGAUUAUGGUGAUGUUGUUUAUAGGAAUGCCUCUGCUCACUGAAAUUCCAUUUAUCACUCAGCCUCAGAUUCAUCACAGGUGACAGUUACUCCACUCACCAUUGUGUUUUAUAUAAAAAAAAAAGGUGGGCUGGGCACCUCUAUAAGUACAAUGUGACAGGUAUUAGUUUCAUAUUUAUCUACAAGGCCUGAGCUUCUCUUUGCUUCCAUCUUUGUACCCAAGAGACAAUGUUCUGUUUUCAUUCAGGAUCUCAAGAAUGGUCACUGGGUCAAGUGUGUCUGGUACAUUUAUGCCCACAGAGAGAAGUGAAGGCAAGCUCUCCUCCUGCAACCUGUUGCUGGGCUUAGCUUUGGGGGGCUGUAAGGAUGCCUAGCCCAUGUUCACACUUGAAAGAAUGGAAGGUCCACACGAAUGAUCAGUUUGACAAGCUUUACUGGUUGCACAUCUGGGUUACAGCUUCAUCAUGCCACAAGUGUAACAAAGACUGGUCUGAGACUGUUUAUGUAUAUAUAGCCAUCCACGUCUCCAAACAUUCUGCUUGCAUCUUGUUGACCUGAAGGAGAGUCCAUGUAGGGUGAGAAGAAAGGACAACAUAAUUUGAGAGCCUGAGUGAUGUUAAACAUGGGUACAAGGUCCUUGUUGAGGAUGGUUGUUGGAGGCCCAUGGCUCCAGAAAUCUAACACCACAGUAUCCGAGGUAUUUGAGUGCCACAGCUCCACCACCCUCAAGGAGGACCUGACUGGCUAAAGAAAAUCCCCCCAAUGGGGGCAGUAGCUCAGGAGAUAGAGCAGUUGUCCAAUAACUAGAAGGUUGGUGGUUCGAUUCCCUCCUAUCCUGAGUUUGUUAGUUGUGUCCUUGGGCAAGACACUUAACCCACCUUGCUCCCAGUGUGUGUCCUCCACUGGUGUAUGAUUGUGAGUGUUGUGUGGUGGUGGUCAUAGAGGCUGUAGGCACAAACUGGCAGCCACGUUUCCAUCAAUCUGCCCCAGGGCAGCUGUGUUUACUAAAGUAGUUUACCACCACCGGAGUGUGACUGUGUGAAUGAAUGAAUGAUGUAUCCAAUGUCUCUGUCUCUGAUAAAAGCGCUAUAUGAAAUCUGAUUUAUUGUAUAUUAUUAUUAUUAUUAUUAGCUGUCCUGAGUCUGUAGAUCGGCUAUUUGACCAAAAGUAACGAUUAACAAGCUCUUUAAAAUUUCAGUAUUGAUAAUAAUGUUAUUUUUAAAUCUUUAAAAAGUAACUAGUUAUGCUAUUUGUUACUGCAAACAGUGGUGAACUUGCUGUCACAAAAAAAAAGAAAAAAAAAAGAAAAAUAUAAUUCAAUAAAAGUGCGCUAUUUUCCAUGCCAAGAGUGGUGGGGCAGCGCCCCUGCGUCUCCUAUUAACCAGCUGCCUCUGGAUAAACCUCUCUGUGUAACACCUCUUAUGUACAGCACUGAAACUGUGAAUGACGGUCAGUUUCACACCGUGGAGCUGGUGACCUUUAACCGGAUGGUGAACCUGUCUGUGGAUGGAGGAACGCCAACGACCCUGGACAGUCAGGGGCGGAGCCAGCAGGUUAUAGGAGACACACCGCUAUAUGUAGGAGGUAAGAGCAGAGGGGUGGUAAACUGCAGUUCCUGUCAUGGGCACUUGGGGGCUGGUGCUGAAACUGAGCCAGCCCUGACAGGUUAAAUGUGGUCCAGUAAUUUGGUUGUGUCAACUAGUUCCCUUUUCAUAUCAGAAUUAAUUCAAGUUGAGUUCUUGGAUAUGUAAUCCCAUCCAAAUGCCAAAUUUAACAAAAGUGCCAAACCAUAGAGGCUAACAGUUAGUCUCUGACUUUAUUUGUAAUAGCGGAGGAAGCCCCUUGACAUGUUUGGUAACACUGGAUAAAGGAAAAUUCAAACAAAUGAGCUCACUAAAGACAGAAACAACUUACCUUUGUCCGAUAACUAUCAUUUUCUACUACUCUACUUCCAUGCAACAUCUAUCUUUAACUGUGCAGUGCAUUUGUUCAUCUGACUGUUUAAGUGCUUGAUAUGUGGAUGUGGUUGCCUGGACAUUGUGCACUUAGUUUGAAGCAUGUCUCAGUUUAGUUGUGCACUGUAUAUUAAAAGAUAGGGCUCUAAUUCUCUUUUUAUUUCUGUUUUCACUGGGAGAAGUUUCCAAACUGACCAAGAUGAUUUAUUUUCUGUCUCUCCAGGUAUGCCUGAGGAAGUGAUGCCCUCCUCUCUUGGUCUUUCCUCUCAGACCCUCAAUACAUCCAGUUUCCAUGGCUGCAUCAGAAACCUUUACAUCAACCAUGAGCUGCAGGACUUCACCCGCAGCCACAUGAAGCCAGGGGUGGUGCCGGGGUGUCAGGCCUGCAGAAAACUCAACUGUCUGCAUGGCGUCUGUCAGCCCAACGCUGCAGAGGUAGAAGAACUCAUACGAUAGAAGUUUAUAUAAGCGUAACUUUAAUUCAGGAGUAGUCACAAGGAUUUAUAAACAUUUCAAACAUUUUCUUUUCCUUUUUAGUUGUGUUAGUUUGAACCUUUUGUGCUGUCCCUGACCUCUCCUUUUACAUUAAAAGGAUUAUUUUGCCUUGAGUUUGAAGAACACCUGAAUCUCAUUUAAAUUUAAAUUGCAUGUUCAAACACUUAUGAUAUUGAAUUUUGAGGGGGUUUUAUUAUCUGGAUAAGAUGAUGCCAAAGUUUAAAAAAUAUGAGGAACACAGAAUGAACGAGACAGGAGAAGGUUAAGGUUUUUUUAUUUCGUUUUUUGCAUAUUUAUACAAAAAAAUGAACCGUUCUCUUGUACAGAUGAUGAAUGAUGUGGAGUUGUAAACAUGUUUUCUUCUUCAGGGUCCUCAGUGUCACUGCCAGCAAGGUUGGACAGGACAACACUGUGAUCAGCCAAUGACAUUGAGCCUUACUGGAGUGAACGUCGUCACCUCUGCAGCUGGUGUCAGCCCGUGUGAGGGCAGCAAGUAAGUCAAGCACUGUCACACUCUUCAGUUUGCUUUUUAUCCUUUAUUGCUAUUCACCAGUCCUCACUGUGAGCACUGUUUUUGAUCCAGGUGUGUAAAGGGCAUGUGUGUGGUGUUAGACGCACAGUCCUAUCGCUGUGACUGUGAGGAGGGAUUUGGCGGAGCAUUGUGCAACCUGAAGGAGGAGCCAGUGGGUCUGUGUCGGGGUCUGCAGUGUUUGCACGGCCUCUGUCAGCAGACUGAGGAAGGAGAGAAGUGUGUGUGUGAGCCAGGAUUCAUCGGAGAAAGCUGUGAUAUGGGUGAGAAGAGACUGUCUAUUUACUUCUCAAAAUAAGAUGGAAGGCCUAAAUCCCUUAGCUUUUUCCAAAAUGUUUGACUUUUUGUAUGUGGGUUUUUUUUUCUUGCCCUUAUUUAUUUAAAUUCACUUAACUGAGAAAGUUUCAAUUAAGUCACAGACAUACAACAAAUAGCAAUUAAAAACACAAGUCAACAUAUCCAGGAUCAUACAACACAAAGUCAUCAUUCAAAGCAUCCACAGUCUGAUGCAACUUCCUCCAACAACUUCAGAGAGCAGCUCUCUCAGACCCAGGUCCUCAUGCAAGAGAUUCAUAGCAGCAGGGGCAGGUAACCUAAAAUUCAUUUUCUCCAUUUCAAGAUCCACUCUGUAAAACAGAAAGUUCAAAGUAAGAGACUGAACAAGCAAAGAGCAAAGACUGUAGUUUCCAUUGGUGUAUGAAGCUGCUGAGGCGUUAGGCUUCAGGACGAGACAGGAAGAGAUGGUAUUAUCGGACACAUCACAACAUCAUACUAUACAAAACCGUAUAUAACAAUAAGACAUGAUAAAAUAUCAGACGAUACAAUUCAAUACUACAAGACUAUCUGAUACGAUACUAAAUGAUCUAAUACAUACAAGACGCCUUUUUGGAAAUUUCUUCUCAAGUGCUGCAUAUGCUGAACUGCAUCCACAAUGGCGCCAGUGAAUGGAAUAAAUAAAUAAAACAGUGUUUAAAACCAUCAAUAACUAACAUGCAAACAGCUCAUGUUGCAUUGAUAAUACUUCCAUGGUUUUUUUUCUGGUUUGAGCUUCCUCAUCUUCUUCUUGACGACACUCAAAGAUCCUCUGUGGGGUUCAGAUGAGAUGAGUUGGCUGGCCAACCAAACACAGUAAUACCAUGGUCAGCAAACAUUUGGUAGCAGUUCUGGUGCUGUGAGCAGGUGCUAAGCCCUGCUGGGAGAGGAAAUCAGUAUUUCCAUAAAGCUUGUCUGCAGAUGGAGGCUGAAGGUGCUCUGAAAUCUCAGAGUAGACAACUGUGUUGACCUUGGACUCACUCUGUAUCAACAGAUCUCAGUGUCAAGAAGUUUAAAAUCAACAACUACGACUUUGUUACAUGUGGUCAAAAUGAAACCUAGGUUUAAAUGUGUUUACAUAUCCGAUCUGGUUAUUGAUUUUAAUUGUUUUGCAGUGAUUAAGAAAUGUUGAAAUUGCCCUCUAAAGGGAUAUUCCGGUGUAAAAUUAAUUUAGGGUCAAACACACCAUAACACAGAGUUAGACACCCCCUCGAGAGAUGAAUGUUGCCAACCGCUUGCUUCUCUAGUUAUACCAGCUUUAGUAACAACCGUACGAUAGCAAUACACAACGGUCUGAGGAGCCAUAAACGAGUCAACCAAAACGCCACUCUAUAGACACAAAUAAUGCUCAGAACAGCACCUAACUUCAUCAACAGUACAUAUAGGGUCCCAGCCACAGCACUAGCCACCAAACAUCUUUUUAACUUUGCCUGAUUUCUUUGGCAAAGAGACUAAACACAACUCACCUACUCUCUUGCAGCAGCCGCUUGUUUGUAGCGAGACCUCAACCAGUCCAUCAUCUACUGAGGCGGGGUGACGCAGCUCAAAGAAGAACAUUUAUGAUCAUUACUUUAUCAUUUCCUUGAAGUAAUAAUCAUCAUAUCAAUCAUUUUGCACUGCAGACGUGAUAGUUCUUCUGCCUUAGCGUCUCGGUCUGAUUGCAUUUCCAUGAAGAAAUGAUCAUAAAUGUUCUUCCUUGAGCUGCGUCCCCCUCACCUCAGUCGAUGAUGGACUGGUCAAGGUCUCACUACAAACAAGCGGCUGCUGGAAGAGGGUGGGUGAGUUGUAUUUAGUCUCUUUGCUAAAGAAAUCAGGUGUUAAGGUGUGUUUGACCCUAAAUUAAUUUUACACCGGAAUGUUCCUUUAACUGCCGAGGGCCUAGCACUGUGUUAACACACAUCAUUGGUCGUCAUACACAGAGUCCCCGUGUCGAGGAGAGCCGGUCAGAGACUACCACCGGCUGCAGCACGGCUCUGUCCUCUGCCAGACGUCCAAGCCCUUCUCUUGGGUGGAGUGCCGAGGUCGGUGCCAGGUGGGAACAGAACCCGUUGACCCCGCAACCGCUGCCACUUCCUGCUGCGCUCCUCUGAGGGUCCGACGCCGGCGGCUCACCUUCGAGUGCGAUGACGGGACCUCGUUCACGCAGGACGUGGAGAAGCCUGUGGAAUGUGGCUGCAAGGAGUGUGUGUAGCACUGUGGGUAGACGGUGCGCUCACACACGCAGACACACACAUACAUUCAAACGCAACACACACCAAGAAGUACACACACUGUAGGGAUUCUCUCACUGAUAAAGAGACAUUUUGGUGUUUGUUUUGUGUGUUUCUGCGCACAGACGCAGUUUUGUAACAUAAGACAGUUCUUCCCUCUCCAAACAUGAAAUCAACGAGUCAACCUCAUCUUCAUCAUCCUCCUCUUCAUCAUCUGCAGCAGGAAAACCUGCUCAUACUACCUACGCCAGCUCUGUGUUGAGAAGCCUGUUUGCCUUCUCGUAUGUGUGCUGCUCUUCAUUCACUCACAGCUGCACAGGUUAGCCGCUAUUUUUCUCCAGACUUAAAGGUCCUAACUCAAAUUUGAGUCAAAUUUGACCCGUAAAGAGACUCACUUUAAGUCAUCAUUGCAAAUAUUUCAGCUGUCCCCACUUUCAGUCAGUCGUGGAAGUCUCUCGACGACACUUCAUCUUGCUGCACUAACUUCAUUCUCCUUCCUCGCCAUGUUGAUUUUUACACUCAUGUAUUCUGCGCGUGCAGAACACUCUGUACUCUCAUUGGUCAACAUCACUGACGUGGUGGGACUCAUCUUAGGAAGCAGAAAGAAAACUCAAACAUACCGCACUAUCUGUCAGGAGGUCAUGAGGAGUCCCAAACCUGGCCUUGAUUGUCGUUCACUAUAACAUACUACAGGGAGUAAAACUAUCAACUCUACGUCUGCUAGAUCUGGUUAUUAUCCUUUUUUAAACCUAGAGUCAGACCUGAGCAUUACAUUGGCCUUUUGCAAUAAUAAAGCAACAACCUAUGGUGUUAAAAAAUGACACCAGUGUGGGAAACUUGUAAACUCCACAAAGUCCACUAGAAGCUGACUCCAAAAGUGGAGGAAAUCCCUUUAGGUUCGAUGCUUCUUUUACGGCCUGUUUGCAGCCUGGUACAGAAACAGAUUUGGCCUCUACACCUUUUUUUUAUUCUUAACAGCUUUGUGAAGGUUACAUUUGUUCAGAUCUCAUUUGAAUAUGUUAUUGAGGCUGAGUUAUUCAUGUGUAAGCACACUUGGAGGUGCUGCUGAAUUGACUGACAGGGAGAUGCAUUUUUCAUGCUUCUCAGGUGGCAGACUCAUUGCCUCAGUUGCACCUCUUUGCUGUUCACCUGAUUAGCCAAAAGUUAGUUGGAAUCAUAGUUUCCAAAAUGGCGAACACUCUUUGGGCUUCAUAACACUUGAUCAGAAACUACAUGAUGUCAGUAAGACUGCAUCCAUGCUUCAAACAGUCUGUGGUCAUGCUUCCAUUUGAAUGGGGAAUAAUAGUCGAGAAUAUACGAUUUACGAACUGCUUAGUGUUUCUUCCAAAAAUUUACCGUAAAAGAUUAGAAGGUUGUGACCCUUGAACCAGUUGAUUUGAAUGCUCACCGCAGAGACAGGCUAAAUUUAAGACAAAGCCAGGUCAGUGAGUUCAUGUUGGAGUAAUCUGGAUGUGAACGAAAAGGUCAUCACCUCAGAGUGUUCAGCCAGAGGGUUAAAGGUGACAGAGUUCAUGAUCAUGUUCCCAUCGCUGCUCACAAGACGCCUUUUCUUCCAUCUUACUCUAAUGGGGGUGAGUGUGUGUGUGUUUAUCUUUUACUUGUAUCCUUGUGAGGACCUGCUGUUUGAGUCUUUGAAGGUUAGGUUUUUGGUUUAAACUUUUUGAUUUUUGAUUGAAGUAACACUGUGUUUCUUCAGGUCCUAAUGUGAAUGUGACCAGCAUUAGAUUUUAAAGCUUCCUAAUUGAAAAAGUUCCUUCUGAAUUGAAUAAAACAGUCAGUACGUUGCAGGCAGAGUUAAAUCCAGUUACAGUCACAACGUAUAUCUCUGUACACGUGAUCUAUGCCUCAGCUGAACCCUUCUUUAUUCUUGUUAUGAGUAAAAACUGAUUUGUGCAGCUGGAUAUUUUGCUUAAUUUGAUGUGUUAGGGACAAAAACAGGAAAUUCACUCAAACAUAAAAAUAUUUUAACAACACAGGCAAAAAUAACAACUGGACACAGGAAGGUUUAGGGCUUUAAGUGAAUCAAGCUCCUCACAAGCAUACAAGUACAUUUGUGUGUGUUUGUGUGUGUGCGCGCAUGUGUGUGUGUUCAUCACCAUCAGACGCUUCCAACAACGGGACGCUGUCCCUGAUAAUGAGCUUCGUUAUACGACAAUGUGGCGCGCCUGCUUGGAUCAAAUGCUUCCUCCAAUUUGUCAGAAGAGCCAGUGAAUGCAUCACACAGAUGCCGCACAGAAAAAGUAGCUUCUAUAAAUGAUGACAUAUUAUUUAUACGGAUGUGAAACUAAAAUAAAGCUUUGUGGUAUUAAUUUUAACAUGUUUUUUCUUUAGUAAAUGAGUGAAACCUGGAAGAAUUGGAGUUGUGUCAUAAAUGACUAAUGUAGCUUUUAUUAUUAUUCUUAUUAUUGUAAUAACUGCAAUACACCAACACAGUAACAGCCUAACAGAUUGUAAUAUAUUCUCAGCUUAUAAUGCGUUUGAUUUGUCAUAGUAUUUUUAUAUGUUGAAGAGGAUGUUGUCACUGUUUUAUUUGUAGAUUGUAGAGAAAUCUUUUGUUACUGUUGCCAAAAAAAGUGUCUCCUUCAUUGUUGAAUUCCUGUGAAUUUUACGUCAAAAGAAAAGUACCAGAUGGUGUUUUGGUUCAUGUCGUCUCACCUGAGAGCAGAAAAAAAAGUAGUGCUUCCUUUUCCUAUUUAUUUAAAUAAAGAGUGUUUCUCCUCUCUUGUUUUUCUCUCUUUCAACCUUGA
Molecule: messenger RNA, 74994 nt
Organism: Xyrichtys novacula (pearly razorfish)
Lineage: Eukaryota; Metazoa; Chordata; Actinopteri; Labriformes; Labridae
Source: the annotation of a GenBank genome assembly